CCUCCCUCUCUCAGUCUCUCCUCCCUCUCUCAGUCUCUCCUCCAUCUCCCCCCCAGUCCCUGUCUCUCCUCCUCCAGCCUCUCAGUCUCUCCUCCCUCCCUCUCUCUCCUCCCUCUCCCCCAGUCUCUCCUCCCUCUCUGUGUUCGGGCCCCACCUCUUCCCCAGGCCCAAUCUUUCUCCGCCAUGUUAGUUUUUCCCGGUCCCGGCCUACUGACCAGGCCGUCUCCCGGGUUUCUAGCUUGGCAGCGGGCGCAGCUGGCCCCCAGGGGCCCCGGCGCGUGACCGGCGGACAGAGCGAGGCUGGGUGAGUGGACAGGGCCCGGACAGGCUGCACGGCUCGGGGGGGCCAGGGCUUACAGACACAGGAGCUAUGUGCACAAUAUAACCCUAUAUACAGUCUAUAUAAUACCUAGAGCAAACCCAGCCUAGAACUCUACCUCCAGGAGGGGAUACAUAACAUUCUAUUUAUACAUAAACAUUAUAUAUAUAGACACACUAUAAUAUAUAUAUAUAUAUACACUAUGUAGCACCAACUGCUGUGCUAUGUGUAGUCAUAGACAUUUGUUUUAUUUAUUGAUCAUUGCAGGAGGUCUGCCUAGAAUUGGGACUAUUUCCAUAUAUAUUAUAUAUAUAUAAAAAUUAAAGGGUGAUAAUACAGGCAGAGAGCUGGGUUCAUUGCAUAUGGAUGUAUAGGUAGAGAGGGGCGUGUAUAUGAUCUGUGUUGCACUUAUAUUUAUAUGGUUGUAGGUAGGCUAUGUGUGAAGGUCCUAACUAAAAACCUUAGUUUUUUUUGUGUGUGUAUGUACAUAUAGAAAUUGUGAUUAUAUAUAUAUAUAUAUAUAUAUAUAUGUGGUUUUUUGGGGAAUAUAUACAUACACAUAAAUACACUGCAUGUUUUAUUCACUGGGCAAUUUGCAUUUGUUAGGAAAAGCAUGCAUAGUGUGUACUUCUGCAAUGUAUGAGAUCUAGAAAGACCCUCAUUGCUUUCAGUAAUAUGUGAGAGUUUGAAGGAACCGAAUGCUUUCUUUAGUAAAUGAGAACUGGAAAGAACGUUAUGCUUUCUGUAAUAUAGGAGAGCUAGAAGUAACCUCAUGCUUACCCUUUGCACACUAAAUAUAACAUGACCCUUCAUACAGCCAGCUGCCCUGCCUGAUGCACUAAUUGCUUGGUGAUAAAAAGAAUCGCAGCAAAACAAUUAAUAAAUAAAUUUGGGAUGGUAGAGCUCCAGGUGUAACCUGGAAAUGUUCCUUGUGACAACCACAUAUGGGUAUUAAAUCAGUACUCCUUUAAUAGGGGCUAAGGUGCACACUGCUGAUCUGCCACUGUUGCUGUUUUUAAUUUAUCAGGUACUCAUAUAGUGAAGAGGGACACCUGCAGGGACAGAAUAUAAUAUAUUGAGGACCUUCUAUCGCACUUGAUAAAACUUCCCUUGACAGAUGGUGAUGUGAGUUAUAAUCGUCACAUACUACAAAGCACAUCAGAUUUGCUCAAAGUAGGGCACCAGCAGGAGUACAAUGUAACAAGCAAACAUUUUAUAAGGGUACUUUAUUGCACUCGCUCAUGUCUAAGCCAGUAACUUUUUAAUCAGAUUUCUUAUGUUUGUGCGCAAGGUAAUAAGUGACACUAAAAUUUAAUUCAGAGUCUGUUAAAGGACCACUCUAGGCACCCAGACCACUUCAGGUUAAUGAAGUGGUCUGGGUGCCAGGUCCAGUUAGGGUUAACCCAUUGUUUUAUAAACAUAGCAGUUUCAUAGAAACUGCUAUGUUUAUUAAUGGGUUAAGCCUUCCCCCAAAGCCUCUAGCGGCUGUCUCAUUGACAGCCGCUAGAGACGCUUGCGUGCUUCUCACUGUGAUUUUCACAGUGAGUGCACGUCAGCGUCCAUAGGAAAGCAUUGAUAAUGCUUUCCUAUGCGACCGGCUGAAUGCGCGCGCAGCUCUUGCCGCAUGUGCGCAUUCAGCCGACGAGGCGGAGAGGAGGAAGAGAGCUCCCCGCCCAGCGCUGGAAAAAGGAAAGUUUUUACCCCCCUUCCAGAGCCGGGUGGGGGCACCCUCAGGGCACUAUAGUGCCAGGAAAACGAGUAUGUUUUCCUGGCACUAUAGUGGUCCUUUAAGGAAUACUCCAAGCGCCAGACCACUUCAUUGAUUUAUAGUCAUGGUGCCUGGAGUCUAUACAUCUAAUGUUUCACUAUAAAACACUGCACAAAGUUUAACCCCUUUGCUGCUGGAGGUGUAACUCCACCAUUGGCAUCGUCAUUUGAGCAUUAUUAGCCAACACGGAACACAAGUUCUAGUCUGGCUAUGUCAAUUCUGUGCAUAUUGUUAUGCACAGUGUUGUAUUCAUUGGCUAAAUGUGGUCAGCUGAUACUCUCUGCUACUGAAAGCUUGGCAGCGUUGCAUCGGAUGUCAUAAGCAUUGCAGAAAAGGAGACCAGGUGAUCUACAGGGAUCUAGUUAAGAGGGAAAAUGUUUGUAAAACUGUUUUUCCAAUUAUUGGGAAACUUCACCUGGGUAUGCCUAUAAUCAUAAUCACUAAAGUGGGCUUUCUUGACAAGACCUACUUUAUUGUACCUAUUCAAAUGUGUGUUAGCACAUAGCUUGUUGUGACUGAUCUUUCAGACCCCAUACAAUGGGAGCAGCUUUUCACAUGUGGUAGUUGAACCCUUCGGUGCAUCCGACAAGACACGUGGUCGUUAAAUAUGUAUUCCUGACACUAUAGUGUUGAACUCUUUAGGGGACUGGCCCCCCUCAGAUCACAUGGGAAAGGUGUUUUACCACCACUUUUUUUUUUUUAAAUCUCAACCAAUCGUACAAAAGGAAAGCAUUGGGAGGCUGUUGCACAUGCACGGCAAAAUGCCACGCUGCACCAAUCAGCAUCUGCUCAAUCAAUGCAUCUCUAUAGGGAAUGUUCUUAUGCAGUGUGUGGCGACGUUAAACACAGCAGUUGAUUAAAAAGCAAAUCUAAUUGCUGUCUGACUGCCACAAGAGGUGUUCCUAGACAGCAAUGUAAUCACUUUUUUUUUUUCUGAAUAAAAAAAGACAGUGCUUAGCCUGUAGGGACAGGCUGUAGACACCAGAACCACUACAGCCCCUCAAGCAGUUAUGGGUCUUGGAAUGCCCUGGACCCACGCAGUCAGGGUUAUGCAUUAGAAUUCAAAUUGGCAGGAAUUUAAAGUGAAUUUUAAAGGCCAGAAUAGCCAAACAGGAAAAAUUCAAGUCAACUGUGCUUUCAGUUUGGCUACGUUUUGCCCUUUAAUUUGAAACUCACUUUUGCAUUCCAAACAGUUUUGGAAUCCCUCUCUCCCAGGCACCUACACCGCAUCUGGUCUUUUUCUUUAGACAAGUUAUCUUCAUUGAGCUAAGGAUUGCCCAUCUAGGACCAUGCUCAUUGGCUGGGAGCACUCAGCUGACACUCUCAGCCAAUAAAAGCAGUCCUGCUCAGUUCAGUGGAGCAAACAAGAUUAUCCUUGGAUUUCCCAGUGGAACCCAAAUAUGUUAUCAAACUGUUCCUAAACACUGUCAAAUUACGCAGGGCACCUGGCUACACAACUACAGGCAGUAUGCAAAAUUCAGAUUAACUCUGUCAAUAUAGAGUUGGAAGGCUUUUCCAGAAUGGCUAUUUUGGCCUACAUUUGGUUUUCAGUUUGGUACAGUGAGGUGGGUACUGCUAAAUCUCAGUAUUAAAUCUCUGUAUUAACUAAAUGUCGUGAUUUAAAAACUCAAUUCUAAAAAUAGGGCAAAAAUAUCUGGUUUGGAAAAAUCCUCCAUCUCAGCAUAUUUUAGCCUGAAUUAUUUUUGUAACUUGAUUUUCUGUUCACUUAGCUCUACAGUUUAGUAAAUAAAGCUUAACCUUAUUUAAAAGGUUAAUGUCAGAGAUGUUUUGCUAGUUGCAAAUUUAUUGCUUUGCUCCUGUAUGUGAACAUUUGUUUCUGAUCAUUUACUUGUAAGCUUAGUUGCGUAUUGUAUAUCAAUGGAGAACGUGUUUGCAAUGUAUAAAUAUAAUCAUCUUAAAAUAAUUGAGAACAUCGGGUAUGGAAUGUGUUUAAAUGCCACAGUAAGGCCUCUCCAAGUAGUGCGCCACUUCAUACCAUGUCUCUAAGGCUAGACUGAAUGCCAUCUAUGUAUAUCUUUGUCAAAUUCCAAGCAGUUUGGGAACAAGACCUUUGUCCAUUCUUUGUUUGCACUAAUCCUAGUUGUCCAUUGUUGUAUUUGUAAACAUUCGAGGAGCACAGGCAUCUAUUUCCUCUCUUGCAAACACUUUGGUAAAAGGUAAAUCCCAAAAAUCUAAGCACAGCAGGGUUUUAUGGAUUAUGUAGAUCCCCAAUCUUCAUGAUGGGGGGAGGGGAUAUGUAUAAAAGUGUUGUAAAAAGUGUCUGAUUAAUACCAACAUUAUUUUGAUUUGCAUUUAUGAAAGUGAUGAUAAAAAAAAAAAAGUGUUUUCGUUAUGGUGAAUUUCACCAGUUUUAACAGAAACUUCCAUUUCAGAAGACUGUCAUAUCUACACUGGCAGGAAAAAAAGAGAACGGAAACUGAACAAUUUGUGGAAAAAGUGGCUGGAAAAAAAUGGCGUGUAUUCAAAAAUUAAAUUUCUGAUGCAAAAAAAAAAGUAACAUAAAUGAAAUUUUUGAUCAAUUGUGUCAAAUUGUUGAAAAAGUUUCAUAGGCACUUUGAUGACCCUUAGCUGGUGUGUCUGCAGUACUUGUUAAAGGGACACUACGGUCACCAGAACUACAACUUACAGAAUUUGUUCUGGUGAGUAGAAUCAUUGCCUUCAGGCUUUUUGCUGUAAACACUGUCUUUUCAGAGAAAAUGCAGUGUUUACAUUACAGCCUAGUGAUAACUUCACUGGCCACUCCUCAGAUAGCUGUUAGAGAUCCUUCCUGGGUCAUGGCUGACCCUAUAGUGAUCCUUUAAUAGAAGUCACUUGGAAGGUUUCUCUUAACUUGGACAUGUUUCAGUUCUUGUUUUCCAUUAGUGAAACUGCUCACUACUAGGUCUGCCACACAUGUGCCAAUCGAUGUUCUACAGGUAUUUCAUGGAAAGCUGUGUGAGCAUAACUGCACACACAGUUUUCCUAAGCGUUGGUUAUUGGCUUUAUUUUAAUUUACAUGCACAUGCUUUGGGUACACUGGGCAAAGCAUACAGUUUUGUUAACUGGUAUGCACGAGGUGCCUAUGGCAGUGUUGGCGAAAGCGCCAAGCUCUAGGCAUGAUGGAAUAACUAGAACACGGAAAUUCAACGUAGGUAAAGUCCUCCCUCUCCUUAACUCCACUGGUUUAUUCACCGGCGUAAAAAUUGCGAUUGUUACUGGGAUGAAGUUCUGCCUCAAGAAUGAUUUAUUGCAUGGUAAAUGAGAGUUCAAAGGAGCCUCAAAUUAAUUGUGGGAGAAACAGGGUUAGCAAAAAGGCUCUAGUGUCCUGGCACCCUCCAAUAUUAAAGGAGCACUACAGUGCCAGGAAAACAAACCCGAUUUCCUGGCACUAUAGGGUUAUUAGGUCCCCCCUCUGGACUGAAGGGGUUAAAACCCCUUCAGCCACUUACCCUAAUCCAGCGCCGGGCUCCCUCUGCACUGGUGACCUCUCCGUCCCUGCUGACGUCAGCUCUCGAGUGGAGCCGAAUGCUCAUGCGCGGCCAGAGCCGCGCACGCAUUAAAACCGCCCAUAUAGCCCCAUGGGGAUCUGAACUCACGCUGCGUGAGUUCAAUGCGAUUUUCACACUGAGAAUCGUGGAAGCGGCCUCUGGUGGCUGUCAGGUAGACACCCACUAGAGGCUGGAUUAACCCUGCAAUGUAAACAUUUCUCUGAAACUAUGUUUUCAGCUGGAGGGUUAAAACUAGGGGGAUCUGGCACCCAAACCACUUCAUUGAGCUGAAGUGGCCUGGGUGCCUAUAGUGGUCCUUUGAGUCCACAAACCUUUUUUAGAAUACUUUGACAACUGACUUGAGUUCCUCAGUGGAGCUAACUGCUCCUGGCUGGAGAAUCUGAGACAGGUAGUGCAGCUGUGUUUGCCCAGAGGGACCCAGGCAAGUUAUCGAACUGCUCUUCAACGGUUUGACUACCUACUCUAGGAGGGUAGGUCUCCUGGUGUGUCAUGUUUCAAAUUCAAAAAUGUUUUCUUCUCCAAGUGAAAGUAUUGAUUAAAAUUUAGGGGUUUGGAAGUUUAUGGGGAUGAGGAAACAGCUGAUUUACUGUGGAACAGUUUGACUUAGCUAGCUCUAUUCAUAUAUUGAUUUGUAUUACUUGAAAAGAGCCGUUUCAUGCUUACACUUGACUGACAGGUCCACAUUAGCCUACUCAGUUUUUCCUGACUAACUUGGGUUAAAGAAGCACUCCACGUAUCAUAACUCACAGUUAACAUAACUUCACUAGAGAUGCAGGCAAGCUGGAAGCUUCUUCUUAGGAACUUCUGUUGCGUCUCACGAGCUAAGCCCUGCACUGCCGGGCCUGGUUUAGGGAGCUUCCUGCUAUCCUGUAUUUGUAGUGUAGUUGGGAGUAGUGCCCAGCAAGGUAAGAAGUCUUAACUGUUCAAAAAUGUUUUGGCUACUUACAAUGGUGGAGAAUCCAGGCACAGUGUGCUGUAGUGGUUAUGUAGCGUUUUCCUUUAAAGGACCACUCUAGGCACCCAGACCACUUCAGCUUAAUGAAGUGGUCUGUGUGCCAGGUCCAGCUAGGCUUAACCUAUUCUUUUAUAAACAUAGCAGUUUCAGAGAAACUGCUAUGUUUAUGAAUGGGUUAAGCCUUCCCCCAAAGCCUCUAGCGGCUGUCUCAUUGACAGCCGCUAGAGGCGCUUGCGUGAUUCUCACUGUGAUUUUUCACAGUGAGAGCACGCAAGCAUUCAUAGGAAAGCAUUGAUAAUGCUUUCCUAUGCGACCGCCUGAAUGCGCGCGCAGCUCUUGCCGCGCGUGCGCAUUCAGCCGACGGAUCGGAGGCAGAGAGCUCCCCGCCCAGCGCUGGAAAAAGGAAAGUUUUAACCCCUUUCCCCCUUCAAGAGCCGGGCGGGAGGGGGACCUUGAGGGUGGGGGCACCCUCAGGGCACUAUAGUGCCAGGUAAACGAGUAUGUUUUCCUGGCACUAUAGUGGUCCUUUAAUGACGUGGAAUAGGUAAAAAUGGUGUAGAAUUAAUACAGAAUCAAAAAAAUUUACGCUGCCUAUAAAUCCAUUAUAGUGGGAAAUAUUGUCAGGAAAAGAACACUAUCAAUCAUGAGCGGAUAAACACACACUGUAUUUAGCAUUAUGCCGUUUGAAAACAUAUCCAAUGUUUUUCAGAAGACAUCACUGUUCCUAUUAAUGUUGUUGUGAAACUGCAGCUUAUUUGUGACUACCCACUCGCCUAGUGACACUGUAGCUUCUGAAUUAUCACAAGGCUGCUUACGAUAAGAUAUCAGUUCCAAUCUGAUGUCCAAAAAUGUUUCUCGAUAUUAACCACAUUAGUGUUUUUUGGCGAUGUUAGUUCAGUAGGAGUGAUGUAUACAAUCAUUUUUGUGAGAGAGAGAGAGAGUGCAACCCAACACCAUUUUUCUGCACAUUGUUUUCUAUAAGUAUGGAAGCAGUGAACCUCUAUGAGAGCAGGGCUUCAUUUUAAAUACUGUUGUAGAUAAUGUGUAGACAUGGGUGCAAAUGUGCAAUCCAAUUCUCUGAUGUCUGUAGUUUUUUGUGCACAAACAAUGCAAUAAUUCAAAGUUGUGGUGCUUUCUUGUUUUCCUGUACAGGGAGCAAAAUCUGGUUAAUUACCAUGCUUAGUGGUUAUUUGCAGAUCUCUUCUCUUAUGAAUGUUUUAGCCCUUGUUGCUUUGCAUUCAUUGAUUGACAAUAGCUUACACCUUAAAAUCAGGUAGCACAAAAAUUAGCUAAUAACAUGUCGUUUGGAACAUAUGGGUGGUAAAAGCUCAGGGCAUCAGAAUACACACAUGCGGAGUUAAAGGCUCACUGCAAAAAAGACAAGAAUUGGAAUUAGAAAAUACAGAUCAUUGUAAUAAUGUAAAGCACUGUAUUUUGUUGGCGCUAUGUAAAUGGCGGUAAUAAUCUAAUUAAAGCUUUUAAUGCUAAUAAGUUUUCAUAUAUUGUUUCUUCAUUGAGAGCAAAGCUAUUCUGCAGCAUUGUAAACAAAUACUGUAGGCGCAAAGGAGCACAUGGAGCCUGGUGUUUGACAAAUAUGCAUAUUGCUACAGGAAAUGAUACCGGUCUGUCAAGAAUGACUACAGUGUUCAUCUUGGAAGAAGAUAAACUUUUUAUGCUUCGCAGGAGCACACCUAGUGGAAUUGGAGAAGAGACAUGCUGGGAUUGUGACAGAGAGUAUGACAGUGUGUUUAAGAGUUUGAUUGUAUUCCUGUAAAUUAAAUGAGGGGCACUUGCUGCAACCUGCCUUGCUCAGACCCAGGUGUAUGUUGGCCAACAGGUGAAUCAGGAGUGCCCCCGAGUAGGAAUCUGGUUCUACAAAUACAUUAUAAAACUUUAAUUACACAUGCACAAACAAGAAUUAUGAAUACUGCCCAGGAGCUUGAUGGCCCUGCUUGUGAGCUUACGUACGAAAUGAUUAAUUGGGAUAAUUGAGAUACAAGGUAGUGAAAGCUAAUAAUUAUUUAAAGUGGUUGUGUUAAGCAGUGAAGCUGUUUACCCAACGGUGUUAAAGGACCAUUAUAGUGCCAGGAAAACAAACUCAUUUUCUUGGCACUAUAGUGUCUUUAGGUCCCCCCCCCCCCACCCUCAUGGUCCCACUCUCGCUGGGCUGAAGGGGUUAAACACUUACCUUUCUCCAGCGCCAGGCUCCCUCGGCGCUGGGGAACUCUCCUCCCUAUGCCGACGUCAGUGUCGAAUAAGCGUGCGCGACAAGAGCCACACGCGCAUUCAAACAGUCCAUAGGAAAGCAUUUCUCAAUUUUCAUAGUGAGAAUCGCGGAAGUGCCUCUAGCGGCUGUCAAUGAUACAGCCACUAGAGGCUGGAUUAACCCUAGUGUAAACUGCUAUGCUUUCAGCUGCAGGGUUAACAGUAGAUGGGCCUGGCUUCCAGACCACUUCGUUGAGCUGAAGUGGUCUGGGUGCCUAUAGUGGUCCUUUAAUGCUUAAAUGGAUGAGCAUGCUGUAUCCUUUAGGAUACACUUUAAAGUCCUAUUAUAUUUUUGUUUAAUUGGAGGUAUAUCUAAAAUGGCUUGCAAAAGCUGUAGAUCUCUUGUCUGAGUCCUUCGCAAGCCCAUCGCUUUUUUCCCAGGCCACACUUUCUGUGGCUGUCCAAUCACAAACUUUCCAAUGCAGCUCAAACUAGGAAGUAGCAAGACCGGUUGUUUGACAGGUAGGGGCUGCAAACAAGGUGCAUUUAUAAAAGGGACAAUUCCUGUUGAAGUCUAAACUUUAAUGAAGUGGUCUGGGUGCCAGGUCCAGCCAGGAUUAACCCAUUCUUUUAUAAACAUAGCAGUUUCAGAGAAACUGCUAUGUUUAUGAAUGGGUUAAGCCUUCCCCCAAAGCCUCUAGCGGCUGUCUCAUUGACAGCCGCUAGAGGCGCUUGCGUGAUUUUCACAGUGAGAGCACGCCAGCAUCCAUAGGAAAGCAUUGUGAAUGCUUUCCUAUGCGACCGGCUGAAUGCACGCGCAGCUCUUGCCGCGCAUGCGCAUUCAGCCGACUGGGAGGAGAGGAGGAGGAUCGGGGGAGAGCUCCGCGCCCAGCGCUGGAAAAAGGUAAGUUUUUCCCCCUUUCCCCCUUCCAGAGCCGGGCGGGAGGGGGUCCCUGAGGGUGGGGGCACCCUCAGGGCACUAUAGUGCCAGGAAAACGAGUGUUUUCCUGGCACUAUAGUGGUUCUUUAACAGUUUUUUGCCUGUCUACUACCAAAAAAGGACCAAAAACCCUAAUUAACACAUUCUUCUAAUUUAGUCUAAAAAAUACAUUUAGAAACCAGUAUUGAACUUCAUUAAAGAGACACUAUAGUCACCAGAACAACUACACCUUAUUGAAUUUGUUCUGGUGAGUAGAAUCAUUACCGUCAGCCUUUUUGCUGUAAACACUGUCUUUUCAGAGAAAAUGCAGUGUUUACAUUACAGCCUAGUGAUAACUUCACUGGCUACUCCUCAGAUGGCUGUUAGAGGUGCUUAAUGUGGCAGUGCUGCACAGCAAACUUAUGUCCUCUUUUUGCUUCCUCCCUAAACAAAAAAAAGUGCAUGUUUGCUAUUUCUAAAAUCUGUUUAAAUUUAGAGAAGUGGCUUGCAACUCCUUGGUCAGGAUUCAAUAAUCCUAUACUGUUGCUAUAUCAGUGAUACCGCUCAAGAUCAGAGCAGGUACAUCCUAUUGAUCAGGCCCCAGACAAGUAACCACAAAACAUUAAUAAUGUGCUAGCACUGACUUCAUAAGUGAAUCAAAGAAAACCAAAUUGCAGAAUUUCGUGGGUUUUUUUUUUUUUUUUUUUUCCAUGGGCUUUUUUCCCAGUAAUUUUUGCCUAAAUUUUACAGUUCAAUUCAGUUCACUAAAAUUCUGAAUUUAGUGAAUUAUCUUCAGUUUAUGAUUUGACCCUACUUAAAAGGAACACUAAAACUACUACAACAUGAUAAGUUUGACAACUUAGCUCCAUCGUGAAUGUCCAUCAGCCAUCACUCAAAAUGUCUCUUCCAGUACAUCUUUUUUUUUUUCAAAUUACUUUAGUUAUGUUUGCAGAUUAAUGAAAGCUGUCUCAAAAUUAUUACAAUGUUGGCAGAGUCUGUCCUGUGUUCAUUCAGCUCUCACACAAAUGUGUUUUUAAAAGAUGGGAGCACCUACAUCUGUAACCGGUUUAGAGUCAAAGUGUAAGAAUGUUUUUUUCAUAUACCGGUGUGUGUGUGUGUGUGUAUAUAUAUAUUCUAUUUUAAAACAUGCACCUGAUAUUACACAAAUAUAUUGUUUCACUUCAUAGGCAGAGAAUCUAUUUUUUUUUUCUUCAUCUGACCUCUGUAUGUUUUUAUAAGUAAGAACAUGCUAUGACUGUUCUUGGAAUCAACAGCAAACCAGAAAACAAACUAAUUUGAAAACAGAGUUAAAAAGUUUAAACAUUAUUUGUUAAGGGAACACUAUGCAUGUUUUCUGUUCCUAAUGUUUUAGUGUACCUAUCUAAAGUUUUGUAGGUCUUGUGGUCAAUUAGAGGGUUAAACACCCUUGCAUGGUUAGAAUAGUUAAAAUUAAAUAUAAUAAUUUCAUCAUUUAUUGAACAACAUUUUUUUCACACACGGUGUUAUAUCCAAUUCUCCAGCUAUAUACAUGCACCUUUGGUUGCAAAGUGUUUGAAAACAGUCUUUUUAGUUUUCUCUACUUUUGUGCAUGGAGACUGUCCUUUUUCAAACACAGUCUGACCAAAGAUGAUAAUAAUAACUAGUAUUUAUAUAGCGCCUUUCUCCCAGUGGGACUCAAAGCGCUUGUCUGCGCACGCUCUCUGAAUUAAAGGGACUCUCCAGUGCCAGGAAAACAAUCCGUUUUCCUGGCACUGCAGGUCCUCUCUCCCUCCCAUCCCCGGUUGCUGAAGGGGUGAAAACCCCUUCAGUGACUUACCAGAGGCAGCGACGAUGUCCCUCGUCGCUGCUUCUUCCUCUGCCCAUGCUCCUCUUCCUCAUCACAUCAGCCGGCGGGGGAGACUGAUCAAUGCCGCGCACGCGCAUUAGACCUCCCCAUAGGAAAGCAUUGAAAAUGCUUUUCAAUGCUUUCCUAUGGGGAUUUUAGCGACGCUGGAGCUCUGUGCUAUAAUUCCUGAAGUGCCCUCUAGUGGUUGUCUAGUAGACAGCCACUCAAGGAGGCGUUAACCCUGCAAGGUAAUUAUUGCAGUUUAUAAAAACUACAAUAAUUACACCUGCAGGGUUAAGGGUAGGGGGAGUUGGCACCCAGACCACUCCAACGGGCAGAAGUGGUCUGGGUGCCUGGAGUGUCCCUUUAACCAAAUCGGCAGCUGACUAGUAAUAGAUGUUAUUAUUACCUAAUUGAUGGUACUCAUUUUAUCGACCUCGGAAGGAUAAAGGGCUGAGUUGACUCUGCCGGGAUUUGAACCUGUGACCUUGCAUUUUUGAACAGGUUUAGAUUGUAUAUGCUGAAGGAUCCAGUCGUUUAUUAAAAGUAGGGUUGUAUUUUGUCACUGUUAUACAUAUACUAUAUAUAUAUAUAUAUAUAUAUAUAUAUAUAUAUAUAUAUAUAUAUAUAUAUAUAUAUAUAUAAAAAUAAGAAACUUUAUGUUUCCUUUUAAAACUUGAUGAAAGGAUUAGUAUAUUAAAAACAAAAAAUUUUUUAGGUGAAAGCUGACCUUUGACCAAUGAUAUAAAUAUUAUAUGCACUGUCGUCUAUAUCGAUGAGUAUUUUAAUACAUCUAAGGUUUGUGUUUAAUCAAUGUAUCACUGUAAUAUUUUUAUUCCUACCUUUUCAGUUUAGCCAUAGCAGUAGGGGAGACAGAAGCCUGAUUGUAUCUACCUGGCUUGGGUUAUUUAUGCCAGUAAGCUACACAGAACUGACUUUUCAUUUCAGUGCAUCUAGCUGAAGAACACAGUUAACAUAACAAGGAUAGAAGCUAUAGAUUUCACCAUAAGUAUUGAAUUUUGUAUUUCAAAUUAUGUACAUAAAGAUUGAUUUGACACAAAGUGUAUCUUUCAAAUCAAGCUUUAUGUAUUGUUGCAUCACACAGUCAUGUAUACAAAAUAACUACUGCAGUAGUAUCUUCAGAAGGAUAUUGAUACCUUAGAGAGAGUUCAUAGAAGGGCUACUAAACUGGUUCAUGGAUUACAGGAUAAAACUUACCAGGAAAGGUUAAAGGAUCUUAACAUGUAUAGCUUGGAGGAAAGGCGAGACAGGGGGGAUAUGAUAGAAACAUUUAAAUAUAUAAAGGGAAUCAACACAGUAAAGGAGGAGACUAUAUUUAAAAGAAGAAAAACUACCACAACAAGAGGACAUAGUCUUAAAUUAGAGGGACAAAGGUUUAAAAAUAAUAUCAGGAAGUAUUACUUUACUGAGAGGGUAGUGGAUGCAUGGAAUAGCCUUCCAGCUGAAGUGGUAGAGGUUAACACAGUAAAGGAGUUUAAGCAUGCGUGGGAUAGGCAUAAGGCUAUCCUAACUAUAAGAUAAGGCCAGGGACUAAUGAAAGUAUUUAGAAAAUUGGGCAGACUAGAUGGGCCGAAUGGUUCUUAUCUGCCGUCACAUUCUAUGUUUCUAAAUUCUGUAGUUUGUUCCUUCAGCACCCCCCCCCCCCAUUUAUGCAUCGUAAUAUUCAACUAAAGUUCUGUUUUCUCUAUUAUUCUAUUUACUUGUAGUUAAACUAAGAAUGUUUAAAUGGGGCCAGAGUUAGCAGGACCUACCAGAAAAACUUGUCAAAUGGAUGGAUUGAUAAAAAGGGCUAGUUUGUACCUUGCUAUUUUCUUCUCCCCUGACUCCAAAAGUUUUAUUUUGGGAGUGUGGGAGUGAUGGGGGUCCUCCAUAGAGCCCCCCAUAUCAAGAUAUUUAAGCAAGGGACUGGAAAGGAAAGCUUCUAAAGUUUCCAUUGUUUAUACAGUGUGGUGGUCCUCUGCUUUAGUCUCUCUCCUGGGAGGUGAGAGCGCACUGACCAAGUUCUGAGUGUUCUAUGCCGUAUGCAGAAUAUGGAUAAUACAAAUUUUCCAGCUGAUUGACUGACAGAAGCCAGAGUUGGAGCUCUUGUCAAUGAAGGCAAAUUAAAUAUCUCAAAACUGGCAGAACUUGUUUAGUUGAUAGUUGCCUACAGGGUCAAUGUAACCCAGUAGUCUAAUCAAAAUAUCUCAGAUCUGGCAGCUCUUUUUGUGCACACUCCUGCGCAAUCAGGAGUGUGCACGAAAAGCUACAAAAGGUGCUGUAACCAUAUAAGUAAGAUGAUUUGGUUAUGGUGCCUGAUAUGUACCUCUGCAGUUAAACAAAAAAAUAUGGAAAUAUCCCACCAAGUGCAACAGUACCACCACCCAGUGUAUAAUAUUACCAUAGACUGGUAAAGAAACAUAACUAAAAAAGGGACUAUAGCGGGUGUACAUUAUGGGUGUCCCAUUUCAGGCUCAGAAUAUUAACUGAUUUUGUGUAUUUACGUGUUAUCUGGCUACUAGAUUAGUCUGUUAAAGUGCUGUCUAAGCAUCCCCCAAACUGUAUUCCAUAAAAGCUUCUGUGGCUCCCACCACUUUUCCAUGUAAUUACAUAUUUUAGCAGCACCAAUGGAACACCGUUUUAUAUUGUCUGAAACAUGGUGGGGUUGUAGUGGUUCUUGGAAGGAAUAUUACUGGUCUCUGCAUGCAUAUGUGGAUACAGCCCUGUUGUAGCACUAGACCUAUUUGAUUCCUUGCAAGUCUAAUGGCUAGUGUAUAGUACAUCUGAAAGGAGUAUGCUGCCCUUUAGAAAUACAAAAAGAAAAGUUUUGGAGUGGCCAUUGGAGUAACUAAAUGACCUCCAUUUGUUUAAAUAUACAUAGGGAAUAAGGAGAGAGCGCAGUUAACUUCUUUUUUUUUUUUCUUUGCCCUUUAGAAAUAGUUGCUCUCUUACAACAUAUCUACUUAAUGUACUUCCUCAACAAGCACUGAAUAGGGGUGCAUUUAUUGAGCAUCCUUUAUCUACCAAUUUCCUGAAAUAUCUUCUGAUUAUGGGAUUUUUAUAGCUUGAGUUCGCUGGUUUCCUUUAUAUGUGAUUGGUAUCGGCUAAAACUCCCACCAAAAACUGCUAUAAAUAAUUAUAUAAUCCAUAAUUUUAAUUAUAUAAAUUCUACACUAGAGACUAUUUUUCAAAAAUACUGCUGGGCGCUCCUCCUUGCCUCUACCAUCUUUGGCUGAAAGCUACUUUCCAUUUCAGGAUAUAAUUUUGGGACUGAAUGGUUAAUUGAUGUAAAUAAAUGGAUAGUAAUUUUCUUCUAUCUUUGUUGCAGUUAUUGUCACACCACCAGUCAUGGGGGACAUGAAGACUCCAGACUUUGAUGAUCUUCUGGCAGCUUUUGAUAUUCCUGACGCCACAAGCCUGGACCCCAAAGAAGCUAUCCAGUCUACAAGUGAUGAACCAGAAAAUCACCUUAAGCCCUCAGGAAUGUGCUUGGAUGAAAACUUGUCCUUGUCUCAGUCUGUGCCAGCUCCUGAUGUUCCUGCGGUCAGUGUCAUUGUAAAGAACACCAGUCGACAAGAAUCCUUUGAGGCAACUGAAAAGGAGGGUAACCACAUGGGUUCAACUCUUCUGCAGAAUGGCUUCCGUAGCCCAGAAGUGGGAAAUGAACCACAUGCUCCUGAACAAGCGUAUGUCAAAUUUGAACCAGGCUUCAUUAAUGGAGACAGUUCAAGAGGUUAUAAUGACAAACUAGAGUCACAUAAGUCAGAACCAUUACCAACGUUUAACCAGUUUAGUCCAAUUUCUAGCCCUGAACCUGAUGACUCUUCAAAAGAUAAUGGAGUUUUGAGCAAACAUAAAGCCGCAGAAAGUUCUUACUUCCCACAGUCCUCUAUUUACGUCCCUACAGAUCCUUGUGUUGUGGAUUCUCUGCGGAAGCCUGCAGAAACUGAGCUAAGCAUGUUUGAUGAAUACUGCAAGAAGGAGCAGAAAUCUGACAGCAAGGAAAUGGAGAAGGAGAGGUCUGCAGAGCAAACCAGAGACGCAGAUAAAUCCAAUAGUUUUCUUAGUGUGUCUUUGCCGUUUAAAGACGUUCAGGAGAAUACCACAGCUGAAGAUAAGGUCUUUUCAGAGUCAAGUGCAUGUUCUUCAGCUGUGCCUCCUCGACAGCGUAUUAAACCUGCUCAUUCUAAGCUGUCUUCCUGUGUGGCUGCUUUGGUAGCCCUGCAGGCCAAAAAGGUUGCCAUGGUUCCAAAGGAAGAACCAAUGAGUACGUCUAAGGAGACAGUUGCACCAGUAAAAGAAAGUAUUAAGGGAAGUCCAAAAAUGCCCAAGUCCCCAAAAAGCCCUAGGAGUCCACUGGAAGUGGUUAAGAAGAUUAUUAAACCCCCUGAUAGUCCAAUGAGUGUCUGCAGUGACACAAGCAGCAAGGAUUCUCCUUCUGUCUGUGCUGGCUCACCUCCUGCUAUCCCUAAAGUGCGGAUUAAGACAAUAAAGAUGUCUUCUGGGGAGAUCAAAAGAACAGUAACCAGAAUUUUGCCAGAAGUGGAAUCUGAUGACAUGGUAAAAUCUCCAGAGGAUUUGCAGGGUGAGAACUCCUCUGGUGAGGAUGUAAAAACCACUAUUCCUUUGGAGGAUGUGUCUUCCUCUGAAAAGUUAAAGACUCCAGUUAGAACUGCAACACCCACCAACAGUCAGGGACCCAGUGCAACAAUUCCCCAGGUAACCAAUUCCAAAGGUGAGAAGAAAAAGAGUGUGCCUACUUCAAAUCUUAAUAACCCUGGCAGCGGCUCAACAAAGACUUCAAACUCCUCACAAACCAAGAAGCAGUCACCAGCUACAACUAAGGCAGCAUCAAACCCAACUACUCAGCUUCCCAAAGCAGUCCAUCUUGCCAACCUAAAUUUGGUUCCUAAUAGUGUCACUAUACCUGUGGCAGCAAAGACUACACCAGUCAGACCAAUACAACCUUUGACUGUGCCAUUGGUACACCAAGUUAAGAUAGCAGCCCCUGUCAUUGUUGAGGCUUUUAAUAAACUUCUGCACAGUGCAAAUCCUGUACCAACAUAUGCCCCAAAUUUAAACCCACCUCCUGAAUGUAAUAUUCUGCUUCCUUCUUCUGGCUAUACAUGUCUGGAGUGUGGGGACUCAUUUGCUUUGGAGAAAAGCCUUACCCAGCACCACAACAGACGGAGUGUGCAUAUAGAGGUUAUGUGUACACAGUGCUCUAAAACAGUCCAGUUCUACAACAAAUGCAGCUUGUUGGGUCAUGCCAGGGAGCACAAGAGCAAGGGCCUUAUUAUGCAGUGCUCUCAACUCAUGAUGAAGCCCAUCUCUGCAGAGCAGAUGCUUUCGGCACCCACUUUAAUUGCUCCCGCACUCACUGCACAGCUUUCACCUGCCGUUCAACGGACAAUAGGUUCAACAGCGUCAUCAACCACGUGGUCUGGGACUUCGUAUGCACCCGCCAUGCCUCUUUAUGCAGACCCAUAUGGACUGAUACGCCAUGGGUUCAAAUGUUUAGAGUGCAGCAAGCAGGUGGAGGAUUAUACUUGUCUGGCAGGACAUUAUCAAAGGGUGGCCGAGGAAAAAGAUGGACUGGUGAGUGUGGGUCUGUCUUCAUUCAAGUUAGGGUGUAACUGUCUUUUGCUUUCAAAAUCAUGUAUUCGUUCUAUUAUGGUUACUUGAUAAGAACUGUGUUUGUGCACACUGACUAGUAACAUUACAGAACAUUGUUAUUAGGCAUUUAUAAGAUAAAAUAAUUUGGAUCUCAAAUCUUUUAUUUUCGUUUUUGUUUUUCACUUGUAUUACAUGUAUAUAUUGAUUUUAAAUUUUAGUUUGGUCUUUGAUACAGACACAUCUUAUCUAAAAUAAUUAUAACAAUGAAAACCCAUUAGCCUAACCAAAUCCAAAAUUAUAAAGGUGUGUGUGUGUGUGUGCGUGCGUGCAAUUUAGAUACAUUUAAUGCAGCAAAUUCAUUCAUGAAACACAUGUCCAGUAUCACAUUGGUGCAUCAAUGUUACCUUUUUACAUCUUUUUUCACUAGUCAGGAGGCCAAAAAAGAAAGUUUUGCAGAAUGCUGUACCAUAAGACUGCCUCCUAAACCACACUCCCUCACUCUAGAAAUAUAAACAUCCUUGUCAAAUGUAUGCGCUCAGCCACUCACAAUAUUGAAUGAUCUGAAUUCUAAAGCAUUAGGAGAAAAUACCCAGGGAGACAUAGUGAGGCUAUCAUUACCUGACAGUUUGCAGUCAUGUUUUGAAUUAAAAACCGCUGAGUGUUAUAGGGGCUGAGCUGUGUCCAUACAUUUGAUAAGGAAGUCUUUCUGACAUGAAGGGCUGUGGCUAAGAAGGCAGGCUUAAUGUGCAGCAUUCUGCAAAAUAUUAGAUUUUUGUGCAAAAACUAUAAAGAUGUGAGUGUGCAAAAAAAAAAAAAUAUAUAUUAUUAUGGAGGCCAUAUGCAUACAAGUUGUAUUAGGGCCUAGAGUGCCCCUUUAACUACGUAAUUAAAGGGACACUAUAGUCACCAGAACAACUACAGCUUAUUGAAUUUGUUCUGGUGAGUAGAAUCAUUACUUUCAGGCAUUAUGCUGUAAACACGGUCUUUUCAGAGAGAAUGCAGUGUUUACAUUACAGCCUAGUGAUAACUUCACUGGCCACUCCUCAGAUGGCUGUUAGAGAUCCCUCCUGGUUCAUGUCUGCCUAAAAUGCAUCCAAACAUUCAGUAUCUCCUCCCUCUGCAUGCAGACACUGAACUUUCCUCAUAGAGAUUCAUUGAUUCAAUUCAUCUCUGAGGAGAUGCUGAUUGGCCAGGGCUGUGUUUGAAUUGUGCUGGCUUUGCCCCUGAUCUGCCUCUUUGUCAGUCUCAACCAAUACUAUGGGGAAGCAAUGUGAUUGGAUCAGGCUACCACUUUUGAUGAUGUCAGCAGACUUCUUGUUUUUGUUUAGGCAAAAAGCAUGCAGAUGUACAGCUUCAGGCUUGAAUACAGUAAGAUUGUGCUAUAUUUAUGGAGGCAUGAGGGGCCCAGGGGUGCUAGAUGGUGGUUUUAACACUAUAUGGUCAGGAAUACAUGUUUGUGUUCCUGACCCUAUAGGAAUCUUUUAAGAACUAGUGGUGGUUAACCAAAUAAGCACCUCACAUUUAUCAGUUUGCCAGUUAAAUAAUAAACAAUCCUGGUCACAGUCUAUUCUCACUAAAUUCUUUAUACAGUCCCCUUUCUCUUAUACAUACCCACAUAUUAUGUAUAAUAUUACAUAAAGUAUUGUAUGCAGUGCUUUUUUAAGGUAUGAUAAUGGCUCAAUUCAAGUGUAUAAACACUGGAAGCAACAUAACUUUUUAAAGGGUCACUAUAGUGUCAGGAAACAAAGCGGUUUUCCUGACACUAUAGUGCCUUGAGGGUGCCCCCACCCUCGGGGUUCUCCUCCCGUGGCGCUGAAGUGGUUAAAACUCCUCCAGCCACUUACCUUAAUCCAGCGCCGGGCUCCCUUGGCACUGGUGACCUCUCCUCCCCGUCCAAUGUCAGCUACCCUGUCCGAUGUCACUGGAGCCGAAUGCGCCAAGGGAAGACAGCCACUAGAGGCUGGACUAACCCCAAAUGUAAACAUAGCAGUUUCUCUGAAACUGUUAUGUUUACAUGUGAAGGGUUAAAACCUGAGGGACCUGGCACCCAGACCACUUUAUUGAGCUGAAGUGGUCUGAGUGACUAUAGUGUCCCUUUAAAGAUUGCUAUUGUGGUCAUAUUGCCUCUGUUACCACCACAUGUUUAAUUUCAAACCUUUUUGCAAUGGUUUGAUAAAAACUAGAGAAUUUCCCAGGCCCAGGGGGCGUUCACAUAUCGGCCAUGUUGGUUGGUUGAGAGUGAUGAGCAGACAUACCCCCAGCAAUCAUUGAUGUUCAGGUUUAAACAAAAUUGACCAUUGUUAUGCAAAUAGUUAAUUACAAAUUAUGAAUUUGGCGAUGAGGAUUGCUAGUUUCAGUCACUGAGCACAGCCCUAGUUUAUAUUGAACUUUUCCUAAACUGUUUGAUAUUACACCAUAGUAUGGGACAGGGAUACUUUAGGCUACCUAACCACUAGAGCAGGGAUAGGGAACAUUUUAGUAGUACGGUGUCAAAACAAGAUCUUGAAGUCCCUUGGCAUGCUGGUUAUAUUUUUUUUUUUAAUUGGUGUGUAUGUUGUCGUAUUUUGCUUGUCGUAUGUAUGGGUGCUGCAGUUGCUUUGGAGAGUUUUUGUGUGUAUAUAGGCUGUUAUAUGGUACACGUUUAUAAUGAAUAGUUUGUGGUAUUGUGUAUGAUACCUAUCAAUGUGGGCUGCUUAUGGAUUUGUGUGUGUGGAUGAUAUGUCACAUUGUGUGUUUGGUGUGUGUGUGUGUGUGGAUGUAUGUGUGGGGCUGCUUGUGGUAUUGCAUGUGAGAGACUGCUUGUGGGGUUGUGUGCAUGUAUAUGGAUUGUCAGUGGAGUUGUGUUUGUGGGGACUGUGUCUGUUUGUGUGUGGGAUGUUUAUAAUUUGUAUAAGUGGAAGGUAUAUUCUGCAGCCCUAUGUAUAUCUUGCAGUGUGGGUGACUCCCAGGGGUCCAGUAAGGACCAAACUGGCUAAGUACAGAUCAAGGGUGGGAGCUACAAUAGCUGCUGCAGGCUUCUCUCCUCCACUGCAGAUUUCUAUUCACAAGUAGUCGGAGGAAGUGAUCAGAGGUCCCUUGACUACUUUUUGCACUAGCAGAUAUCUGAAGUUCCACUGGAACUCCUUAUAGGCCAGAGACUGUUUGGUUCUGGCAGCCUUGAGUGCAGUGCAAAUGCACCUCGAGUGCCAUAGAUUGAUGACCCCUGCCCUAGAGCAAGCUGUAGUGAUAGUUAUAAAUUGCCUUUAUUAAUUGUUAUUGUUAAAAAUGAUAUUGUUAAAAAAAUGCCUGUAAAUUAAAUGGUUAUGGGAAAGCCCUCUCUUAUGUCAUUUUUUUUUUUCUCUCUUUUCUGUUCAUCUACUAUCCUAACUAGAAAUGGAUAGCCUUGGUAUCCCAAAUGUUUGUAUAGUCCUUUUCCCUUGAUUACUCAACCAACAGCAUGGGAGGUAGCAUUUACUAAAACCUGCUGUGUAACAGUUGCUCAUUAACACACCUCAACUUUUUGAGCUUGGUACCUUUGUGCUUUUUGCCUGGGCAACACUAGUUGUUUUCUUCUGCAUAGCACCUUUGUAGUCUCACUGAGGGAAGUAAUUUCACUUUUAAAUUUAUAUUGAUAUCACUACUUCUUGAUCUCACUCUUGCUUCUCAUCAGCUAAUUGUUAGGUUGGAUUAUGAAUUGGUUAUUAGAUUUUUAGAUUUUUAUUUUUCAUGUACAUUUUAUAUGACUUCUUAAAUGAGGUGUUUACUUUUAAAUCCCAAGAUCUUUAGUUUAUUGAAUGGCAUCUGAUACUGGGCUAUAUCUUACAUAUUUGUGUUUUUGUAGACCGGGUUGAUACAAUACUGCCCAUCACCUGGCAUUUUAAAUCAAGCCAGAUCAAAAUGUACCACUGAUUUGAUACAAUUUGUGCGUUUUAAUGGUGAUAUUUUUUUAAAUCUUCAUGUAUUGGUAUGGAAAUAAAUUUACAAGAUAUAAUAUCUUUGUCAAUCUCUUUAUAUGGUUCCUUAAAUGAUAAGGGUGGUGCAGUAGACUUAUUUAUUGAAUAAAACUCCACAGGUAAAUUUGUACGUACUACCUGAAAAGAAUAUAUGCACAUGUCUAGGGUGCAAUGUUUUGUGUCAUCUCACAGUAUUUUUAUUUUAUUGUUUAGGCUGGGGGGGGAGAGGAGGGGGAGAACACUUUCCUUUUUUUUUUUUUUUUUUGAGCAGUUCUGAUUCUCACUAACAUGAUAAAUGUAUGAGUGCACAAGUUGUAUUCCUCCCCUCAAUCAUUUUAUUUUGUCUUUCCUCUUCCAGACAUGCCAGGUGUGCCAGAUGAUGCUUCCUAACAAGUGCAGUUAUGGCGCUCACCAGCGCAUUCACACACACAAGUCUCCGUAUUGCUGUCCAGAAUGUGGGGUGCUCUGCCGAUCUGCCUAUUUUCAGACCCAUGUGAAGGAGAAUUGUCUGCAUUAUACUCGCAAGGUGGCAUUUCGGUAAGUCUUCCUAUCAGCUCAGUAAAAUAUCAUCCUCGGUUGUACAGGCAAAGCAGUGAUAGACAUUGUGUAUGUACUUUGUGUUUGAAAUUUCUAUCCGUAUACCCAAUGUAUAACAGCAUGCAUAGCAUCUUGCUACUAGUCCAGAUGCAUGUGAGAAAACUGGUACAUUAGUUUAUUUUUGUUUUAGUUUCUAUACUGUUUGAAGCUCAGCAGUGAUUUUCUAGGCAUUAUCAGUGUAGAACACAUCACCACAUAUAGAUGUCACUUUCGGGGAUCUCUGCAUAUUCCACAAAGAUCCCCGAAAGUGACUGAUCCUGUGUGGGUCUAGUGGUUGCGGGGUGCAGGGGAGGUACAUUUUAAUGCAUGCUGCUGUCCUCUACAGUUCCUGGCACUUAAUACGCCAGGAGCCAUGUCCGUGCUAUACUCUCGCAUAAGCGCUAGAGUACAGCUCUGAAGUCUGUGGAGUAUCCAAUGAUUCCUCAGGAGCCUCCAUACAUCGAUGUCUGAAUCCCAUAGUCAUCAAUUGUGACGACUGCUGGGAUUGGACAAAAGUCGAGUUCCGCCUUUUGUCAACCUCAGAUAUAUCAUAAGACAAAGUAGUCCCUAAUUUGUUUUAUAUCUAUUGAUUGUGUUGGAAUUUCAGUGAAAUUCUAAAGCAGUCUUGAUCCGUAUUCCAUAAGGAUUAUGAAGAGUAUGAAAUGCUUGGCAACGUAAUGUUAGAUAUUCAAAUAUCUGUAGUUUUCCUUACUUUGUGAGAUUGCCAUCAAAAUUGUAUUUUUAUUUUUUAUUUAUAAUUGAUAUUGUGAAUCAUACCAAUACAUAAAUAUGCUGAAAUAAUAAGACAACAAGUCUGCAUUGAAAUGUCACACAAUUUAAACAUGUAUACAAUGCAUUUUUAUUAAAGGAACACUAUAGUACCCUAAACAACUUAAGCUUUAUGAAGCAGUUUUAUUCUUUAUUUUUUGCGUGCAAGAGUUAACAUAGCAGCUUACUCUGCCACAAUAACAUACGUAAGCGUGGUCAUAACACAUUGAUUUUAGAAUUAUGGCAUUUAAAGUAGUGCACAUUUUUUGAAUAUAGAUGCUCAAACAAAGCAUAGACUACUUGAUUACAAAUUGCAGUUGUAUGAAGUAGUUUUAGUGUAUAGAUCAUGCCUCUCAGGUUUUACUGCUCAAUUCACUGCCAUUUUGGAGUUAAAUCACUUUGUCUCUGUUUAUGCAGCCCUUGUCACACCUCCCCUGACUCUGAUUGACAGAGCCUGCAUGAAAAAAAAAAACUGGUUUCAGAUGUAAUUUACCUUAAACAAUUGUAUCUCUUGCUCUGUAAAUUGAACUUUAAUCUCAUACAGGAGGCUCUUGCAGGGUCUAGCAAGCUAUUAACAUAGCAGGGGAUAAGAAAAUCUAAAUUAAACAGAACUUGCAAUAAAGAUUGGAUAAACUUUAGAUGACUCUUUGCAGGAAGUGUUUAGGAAGGCUGUGCAAGUCACAUGCAGGGAGGUGUGACUAGGGCUCAUAAACAAAGUGAUUUUAACUCCUAAAUGGCAGAGAGAUUUGAGCAGUGAGGCUGCAUGGGGCAUGUUUUAUACACCAAAACUGCUUCAUUAAGCUAAAGUUGUUUUGGCGACUAUAGUGUCCCAUUAAAAAAACAAAACAAAAAAAAACCAGAAAGCAAAAGUAUAUUUUAUUUAAAUUGAAACCCAAUUCAUAUUACUAUAGUAGGAUGCCAUUUUGUAUCAAAGUUAAAUAUUUAUGUAAUGAUCUGGAAAAAAACUUUCACCAAAGUAAUCAUCUCAUGAGUUAUUCACUAAAAUCUGAAAGGCCCUGUACCGAAUGGAGCAAAAUCCAACAUUGUUCACAGUAUUUACGUGACAGGAUUUGGGAAACCAAGCUCUGAAUGAGCCUGAAUUUGGUCCAGGUUUCAGCCAGACUGAAUGUGGAUCCAGAGUGUUAAAAACCAGACCCAGUACUUAAAAUCAGAGUCUGGGUUUAAAAAAAAAAAAAUGUGAUCCAUUUGCACUGCCAAUGGGCAAAUAUUAGUUAAAAUUAUCAUUCACUUGUAAAAAGCAGGUAAUGAAAAUCUGAGAAUGUAAAAUUGUGUUCUACCAGUUGCAUUCUUUUUUUUUUUUGUUUAUCAGUGCUUUGUAAAUAUUUUAGAUACUAUCCUUUUGUAUAGGGUUUGGAUGCACUGAUUUUUAAAUCAAACACCGAAUGAAUCUUCGGAUCAUCGGAUUUUGUGUAGAUUCGGUCAGGUUGACCAACUUCUGACCAGAGUUGGCUUUAGCAAAUAUGAGAUAUGCUAUUUUGGUUGGAAUUUGUCAAUUUUCUCUGAAAUCUUCCAUCUGGAUAAAAUUACAUGUUAAUAUGAAUAAUCUUGUAUAUAUUUUUUCCUUUUCUGUUGGCAACAUAUUAUUGUUGGAUUGAGAAAAGUCCCUCACAGAUCAAGAACUACGUAUUUUUAUAUAGAACCAUAUAAUAAAAAAAAAUAUAUAUAUAUAUAUAUAUAUAUAUAUAUAUAUAUAUAUAUAUAUAUAUAUAUAUAUAUAUAUAUAUAAAAACAUUUUUUUUUUUUUUCACUUGCUCUUCUCAAUGACGAACUAGUGUAAGGCUGAGUGCGUCAGCUGAUGUCCUUAGCCUAUCACUGGCGCCUGGUCCAAGGUUUCCGACCUAAAGCCUCAGACAUUGAGCUGAAGUGCAGUGCCAGAGCGAUCUGGUGCCAGCUUGCAUUAACAGAUUAACCCUUUCAGGUAAUAGGGUGCCUGGGACCUGAUUACACUACAACAAGUUAAUUUUGUUGUUGGUAUUGAUAUAUUAUUUUAACCAACAGAUUGCUUGCACUGUAACCUGUUUAUUUUGUUAUUGUGAAAAUUUCAACUUAAUGACAAGGCCACUAUGUUAAAAGUGUACUGCGUGAAUUAUAGCUUGUAUACGGAAACUACUAGUACCAUAUAAGCAUUUUGUGCUAAAGUUAGGAAGAACUCGCUCUGGCCAUACCAAAAGAGCUCUAGUGAUUCACCGCUGCCAGAUUGUCCUUGGCCUAGUGCACAAACACACACAGUGAAAUUUAGUCAUUAUAAUAUUGCAGUAAACCAUAGUUAUGAUGCUUGGAAAAUGUCUACAUAAAAGCAGUUUACAAUCAUAAUGGACAUAUGUACAGCUUUUAAAAUGAAUAACAAUUUAAUCAAACUAAUACACCUUUCUAAAUAACUAGUGUAAUGAUCCAAGAAAUGGGCUAAAUCUGGAGGCUAUUUAAAGCAAUUUGCUUCAUGUUCAAAGGAAAACAUGAAUCUUGGUCCUGGGAGAACCUUAAAUUACCUGUGUCAUGUCUUAAUGGACAAUCAUAAAGUUAACAGUAACCAACCCAUAGUUUAUAUCUAAGUUAUGUAUUCAUUGAAUAUCUUGAACGGUAACAUAUGUUUGGAACACCAAGUUAUGCUCGAACAUAGAUGUCAAGCAUACCUUGCUGCAGUAAUCUGGUAAUUGGCUUGUGAAAAUCUCAGUUGCCUAUUAAAUGAGCUAUUUAUAAGAAACAUAAUAUAAUUACAAUUUUAUUUUAUUUUUUUGCAUAAGAUGAUGAUUGGAGUGUCUGGGGAGUCUUUUUGGUUUUCCAAGCAGAAUUGACUGCAGUAUGUGACAGAUCUAGUAGCAGGCCAUGUACAUUGUAAGUUGGUUGUCAUGAGGAAAAAAUAUGCUAUAUUUUCUGUUUGUCAAAGAGCACAACAAUUGAAGUAGACAGGAGGGAUUUAAAUGCCUAUAUUAAAAUGUAUAAAACUUGUAAAAACAAAGUAUGACAAAAGACUUAUUUUUCAACUAGCUGUAAGCUCAGCAGAUUGUAACCGGGUAACUGAUGAUAGAGUCUCAAUAUAGAUGUGUUAGCAUUAAGAAGUGUUUGAGAACACACUGAAAAAGUGAGGGGAACCAUAUAUAUGUAAAAGGUCAUAGGCCUGAAUUUGUGGGAGGAGUUUUCCCUAUAUAAACUCUACCCCCUUACUUACCUAUGCCGUUUUCUGUUCAAGCGACCAGGCUGCCACUUCCGUUCUGGUCCUUCCCUCCAAUUUUCAACUCUCGGACCCAGCAGCCCACGGACCCGGCUUCCGUGUCGCAAGACCUGACACGCUUACGUAUGUAGUCGAGGGAACCCAUUUGCGGUGUUCACACAUUCGGGCAUACCAAACACAGGGAUUGGCUUCCAUUAUGUUCUCAUACACGUGUACCGUUAGUUUGCUUUCGUUUAAACUCUCCUGUGCUUAUUACUCACAUUCACAGGUUUUCGCUUGUUCCCAUACAGCUUGUUCGUUCACUUAUGUUCAUUCCUCUGGUUCAAACCGUACGUUUGUUUUCUUUAUUCCGUUAGUACGUUGUUUGAACCAUGCAUUCGGUUAAAUCUCAUCCUACUUAGAUGCUGACACUUAAGCUUUUGUUUCAUCCGUUCGGUUGGGCUUUCUCAGAAAUUAAUUGUUCGUAUAACCUAUAAGGGUUGGACAGGGUUUACUGUUCGUUUCAGCAGGCACUUUAUUUCACUCCAUUCGUGCAGGCCUUUCUGUUCGGUUUCUUUCCUGCACUUAUUAAUGGAUAUUUGGUUUCCCGCUCACUACCUCCAUCUGUGCAUUUCAUUGCUGUUCACAGUUCGGUACUUUCCCAAUGUUCUGAAAUAUAUGGCACAUUUUAACUUCACAUAUCCAUUUGUAAAGAUAUAUGCGCAAUAGGCUAUAUAGUCUAUUAAACCUCGUCCAGUUCAUCUGGGAUUCCUGUCCACAAAUCAAUAUCACUAGAUGGUCACAUACGCUUGUUUGUAAUAACGCUAGGUUAAACACAAUUUUAGUGCAUAGAUCUCUAUUACAUAUAUAUUUCCCAACUCACUUUGUUCUUAUUAUACCAUGUACUUUAGGUGCCCAUAUCAAUUUUAGUAGCAAGCAUAUUAGGAAAACCAAGAACAGCAGUGUUCAUUCAGCAAUCUUGUUCCAGGUAUUUUUCCUUUCGUUUAUAUAUUUUUCAUUAAACCUUUAUAAUAAGGCCUCACUCCUGCCUUUUUUAUGUUACACGUUUGUGCUUAAUUAGGGGCUUGUCUCAUUGUAUCAGACCCACGUUUAGGUCCUUAAAACAUUUACGUUCAUACAGUGACUUCUUUUGUACUAUCUGUUUUCCAGCCUUUACUAUUACUCCACUAGACAAACUAGGAUAUGGAAGUUAUAUUCUCACAUCUAUCAGGUAUUUUAUAAAAUUUUCUCUUUAUACUCUUCUCCUAAAUUUGUGCCUUCUUUCUUUGCCCCCACAUAUCUUCAAUUAUUCAUAGGUGCACUUAACAGACCCCUCUCUGGUUAUAAGUAUGCUCUCACCAGCUCCUUAAGGGUACAUUCUGUUUAUAUACACAAACCAGUAUAUCACGUGUCACAGUUUGUUGAUCUUUAUUUCAGAUAGGUAUCAGUUCAACUAUAUCUUCCGACCAGCUCUGUCUUCCUUCUGUUCCUAUUUCAGUCUAUUUAGGUACAUACGUUUACAAUUACGCAAUUUGUUAUAAGACAAGCCCCUUCUAGGGAUAGAGUGUUGGGAGCUGGCUUUAUUGUAUUAACUUUCUUUAGGAUCCCGCGAGGCCAACUCCCCACCUCUCUCGGAGGUAUUGCCCACACGGCCCUACGUUUAGAUCAACUUGCCUCAUAUCCCCUUCUGCAGGGGUUUUAGGAUGUCACAUGCCAUGGCAGUAAGCAUUUUGACUCUUUACUGUCACUGAGAUGCUGACCCCCUGCCACACCAAUAGUGGCCACGAUCACCCACGAGACAAAUCAUAGGUAGAGCCUAUCAUGGACACUUGGCAACUAGCAGGGAUUCACCUGUCACGGGGUAGUUAAGUUCUACACCACCGGCACUAGCUAGCAAGCCAGUUCUAAAUAUGGAUAUCAUCAUUAGCUUUCAAAAUAGCUUUAUUUAGUUAUUUCUUUAUAGGAUGUCGCAAGAAUCAAUCCAAGGAGACAACCUGUCUCUCCAGGGCACUCCUUCCAGGCCCAGCAUGCCUGUUAGAUCAAGCUCACCUGCAGAAUCUCUCAUUCCUGCUACCCCUGGGUCACUGAGAUCCUGAACCAUACCCAAACUAGCCGCAGAACUACGCUGUAGAAGCAUCUCUUUCCCGGCCAGAGCUAGGAAAGUGGAGCUGUAUAGGUUGCUCGCAGGUCACUCCAGUGAUCCCAGCCCCGGCACAAGUUCACAGGAGUUCCAUGCCGGCAGUUAUGGACAAGUUCAGGACACCUUGUCAUCUAUCUUUUCUACCCUUCAGUCGCUUAACGAAAGGAUGAUCAAAAUAGAAACCAUCAUCCUUACUAUCGCUCCCACUCCCACCACUUCACGCGUUAUUGCCCCUGCACACUCCGUUUCCGCUUCUAUUAAGAAAGACAUUCUUGAUGGUAAGGAUGUCAGCCUAGUCUCUCUCCUUAUUGCUUCGCAGGACGUAGUUGAAAAUAGAGCUUUUAAAUAGAGAUAUUUCGUUGAUCCUUGUCACAAUAAAAAAACUCUCCAUCCCCGAAUUCGUCCUCUUUGGGUUAUUCAGAGAUGUAAUUUGCUUUGAAUACCCCAGAGGUGAGAGGAAUUCGACCUCUAUUUACACAAGGUGGUGGACCUGGGGCACAAGUAUGGGGGUUUCGCUUUCUACGAUUACCACAAGUCUGUAUCAGCUAAAGCAGCAGCAGCUCUGGCCCAAUUCAACACACGUAUCGAUUGAAGUCAGUUGGACACAGAGCUGUUCUGCAGGCAUUUCACUGUCUUGAGACCCCCUUCUUGUGGGUUAUGUUCCUCCACCACUCACUCCUCCAACUUGUGUCCCUGCAAAGCAGACCCCUCUACCACCCCCUCUCUGAGUCAGGAUAGGGGCCAAAGAGAUAAGCUAGGCAGACCGGUCGUAUUCUUGGGCAAGGCACAAGUGUGCAACAAUUUUAACGCAGGGACUUGCAAUUACAACACUUGCAGAUUGUUGCACAUUUGCUCCAUCUUCAGGGCACAUAUAAAAUCCAUGUGCCCCUCUAAGUUUUUCCCUAAGAAAUGACUAACUGAGAUUAACAUCAACACUUUACCACCUGGUGCAAUUCUUGAUAGCAGGAUUUUAAAAAUGGUUUUCACACAGGGCUAGUAGCACUCUCCACAGGCACUCUAGAAUGCCCUAAUUUACUCUCAGCUAUAAACGACCCAUCUGCAGUUGACGAAUUGCUGCGGAAAGAGACCACGUCACGUUUUAUAAUUGUUCUUUUUCCACAUGGCGGACAAACCCUAUUGGAGUGUUUACCAACAGCACCUCUAAUUAAAAAAAAUAAAAAAUUUAAUCCUCGAUCUGUCCGCGCCUCAUUCUUUGCACAACUCAAGUUUAAAUUAACUGAUACCUGCCGAAGAAUUUUCACUCCACUAAGCCACUGUGGAUCAUCCCGUACAAGCUAAUCUACUGGCUGGUGGACACGCCUGGCUAAGUAAAACAGAUAUUACAAACGCAUUCAAACUAUUACCUAUUCAUCCGUCACUGUGGCAUAUCCAUGGCGUCAAAUAGAGGGAACAUUCGCCACCAGACUCCCUUUUGGCUCCAGGAGCAGCCCAAAACUGUUCGACAUCUUUGCAGAGACUCUCUGCUGGCUGCUCCUAAACGUGGUCAAUUGUCCCAUGGUUAUAUACUAUUUGGACGAUUUCUUACUGGUUGAGGCAAGUUCCCACACACCACGUAGCAUCCUGAGCACCACAACACUGUUUUUAACACCAGAUGUUUCAUUGUUCCCUGACAAAACAUUUGGCCCCAUGACAAAGUUGGUGUUCCUGGGUAUCUCACUAGACUGUAUCAAUCCAGGCACGCCUCCCUGAUGUGAAAUUAUUAAGCAUUAAGCAAGAACUGGACCAAUUCCUUCAAAAAGGUUCUGGUACACGGAGGGAUCUUCAGUCUUUACUGGGAUACCUCAAUUUCGCGAUGCAUAUUAUUAUACAGGGGAGAUAAUUUAUCUCCAGGUUGCUCUGCCUCCUACCCGGCGUGCCUGACGAUGGCCCCAUAGUCCUCAAUCCCCCAUCCAUGGCUGAUUUGUUCAUGUGGAAGCAUGCUAUACCAAAACAGAACCUACAGAAUAUUGAUUUGAAAUCAAGCUAAUCUGUGAUCUAUUAUUUUAGUUGUGCAGUUCUAUACAGUAGAACCAACUGUAGCAUAAACUUAUCAUAAACAAGACAUAAAUAUAUUUUCCAGUAACAAAAAUAAGACUUCAGAAUAUCAUGCUGAGAUUGUGGCACAGAAGGCUUGUACAUAAUUAUUUGACUAACCAAAUGCGCUAACUGUAACCUGCUAUUUAUGGUGUUUUAGGAUUAUAAAAGUAUACAGUGAUAAUUAACGCAUCACCUGCACAUUUUAUAUUGGUAAAAUAAUUUGUGUUAAAAGACAGAAUUCUAACAUCUAGAUCCAUCCAGGAGGCCCCCAGACUGCUCAGAUAGUGUAAUGAUGUCUAGAGAAAGCUGAAUAAAUAUGAGCGAAACUAAAAGGAAAAACCAAACAGUUACACCACAUAGACUUAUUUGUGCAGUAGUGAUGAAUGGCCAUAUGCCAACCAGAGGCCAGCCUGUGUCUUCCAGGGGUAGAACAACAGUUUUGCACCAGAGAGAAGCUCUUCAGGCCUAGUUGGAAAAAAAUAAAAUAAAAAAAGUUUAAAAAAUUAAAAUAUCAGGAAGUAUUACUUUACUGAGAGGGUAGUGGAUGCAUGGAAUAGCCUUCCAGCUGAAGUGGUAGAGGUUAACACAGUAAAGGAGUUUAAGCAUGCGUGGGAUAGGCAUAAGGCUAUCCUAACUAUAAGAUAAGACCAGGGACUAAUGAAAGUAUUUAGAAAAUUGGGCAGACUAGAUGGGCCGAAUGGUUCUUAUCUGCCAUCACAUUCUAUGUUUCUAUGGCCAAGUGGAAGUAGGUGUGUUGUUCUGCUGUAAUAUUGGGAUAGGCCCAUAGCUGGCAAUAUGCCCUUCAGCGACCUGGCCCGUCAUGAAAUCUUGCAACAUGCCUCUUGCGGACUGUGUCCGCACAGCCCCCUCCAAGGCUGGUUUCCCUGGCCUAUGCAUACAUGUUUGAGCGUUUUCUUUGGUGAAAGCAGGCAUUCACUGGGGACUUAGAGGCAGUCUCUGAGAUGGGUGACCACUCUACUCCUGUGGUUUAGGUAGGUACCUUCUGUCUCUGCCAAAAUAUAGCAAAGCUUGUGUCUAGCCUAUGCAUAGUACUGGAAUACUCGCUGCUGUAGUCCGGGAAGCAUGCACUGCCCGCCAUAGCAUGCACUACUCUUACUGCAGCAACACAUGGCUCUGAAAUGGCAGGAAAGCCUCUGGGGGUGGGGGGGCAACUGGGUCAAAGUAGGACUCUGUAAUAUACAAUUUUUACACUUUUUUUCAGAUUUGUAGUUGAGAAUAAUAUAGGAUUAUAUUGUGUUUUGUUUUCUUUUAUGAAGUUUAGUGCAUUACCAUAUAAAUAUCAACACAAAAAAAAUGUCUUUUACAAGAAAUAUAGAUUUUGUCGUUGGGUGACAUGUCCACUUGCAUGGUGGUGGCCAUGGAGAGAUAAACAUACCUUUUUAGUUUAUACGCAGAGAGCAGUUCCUUCUCAUCUUAUAGAAUACCGUACUGUUGUGUUAUCACUCUAUACACUGGCUAAGAUCUAUCUAUGGGGAAAGGAGAGAACAUUUCCUAUAGAGAUUAAAUUGAUUGCAACCCAGAUUGUGUUCAUUAAUGCCUGAUUUUAUAAUCCUGGUAUGCAGUCUUAUAGUAGCAGUGAUUUUUUUUUUUUGAUUUUUUUUUUUUUACAAAUUACUCUUUGUCUGUUACGAAACGGAGUUCAACAUGCAAGCUGCAAAUGGUGCUUGGACUGACACCGUAUCAUGUGAUUUCAGCCAUGUGAAGAUAUUGGUGAAAUUAUUAUAUGUGUAAAAAAUAGUGAACUACAAUAUAUAAAACUAAUUCUUUCUCCUUUCUUGCCUUGUCAACAGGUGCAUCCAUUGUGGAGUGGUGUUUAUGUCUCUAGGAAUGCUGAAAGUUCACAUUCAAGACAAGCACUGCGAGGUCUUCCACAAGUGCUCUUUUUGUCCAAUGGCCUUUAAGAGCGCAGAAAGUACAGCUGCUCACAUCACUACCCAGCAUCCCACUGCCAACCAUAAGAACGCGCAGUAAGUCCAGUUAUGUGACAUUCCAUGUAAUUCUAGUAGGUUUUUAAUUUGUGUGGGAAUGCAUGUGCACAUUUUUGUAUAUAUAUUUUGGAUUAAUUGUAUUCAUGAGAUUUUUGUUUUAAUUUGUGUGUGCAUUUGUAUGUGUAUUUUGCAAAAAGAAAAUAACUAUAAAUAUUUCUUUAUUGGGAAACAUUUUUGAGAAAAGAGACAGGAUAAGGUUCGAAGGUCUAAAUAAACAUAGGCAUCUGAUGGUCGUGCAGGACCCAAGAUGUAGACAGGACGUGGUAAACAUAGUAAAUCCAAAGGGGAAAAAAGUGUAAUAAAAGCAAACAUAGCCUUGUAUGCAAUUAUUUCCAAUAUUUAUCAAACCCUAAUAGUGUGCCUCCUUUUUUCUAUACCAGCAUUUAUCUUCACCCCCUUGCACCACAACUAAAAACCAGAAAAAAUAUUAACAUAUAGAUGACUAUAAACAACAAAAAUGUUUUAAGUGAUUAAAUAAAGAUUAUAAAGGCCUAUCCUCUGGCCCAUUAAUUAUUUAAUAUUUAAAUCUAUAGCCUCAAGAAGCAGCCCUAAUUCUCACCCAGAAUUUGGCAAUAUAUUUAUCAUUCCCCUCCAUCCCAGCAUAAAGUAACUGCAUUAUAAAAUAUUUUUUUGAUAUCCUAAUAUAAAUCAUUAAUAUAUCAUUUACAAAAAUUUCAUUAACAUAAAUAAAAAUAAAUUUUUUAAAAUAAAUUUUAAAAAAAGGAUAAGGGGAAAAAAUAUAGAGGAAAAAGAAAAAGAAAAAAACUGUACAUACUCAUUUCUGGGCACAUGUGUCGGAUCUCUGUGCCCUUACUCAAAAACCUGCUCUGACAUCCCUUUUUGACAAAAAAAAACAAUGUCCAGGUACUAAGUCUCGAUGUGUUUAUCUCUAUCUACCAAUAGUUCAGCCCGUAGUGCCUCGGCGGCCUGGAUCUCUUCCACAUUUGAUAGCCAUUGUUCUAUUGACGGGGUGGCUGUUUGCUUGCAAAGAGCAAGUAUCAAGGAUUUUGCUGCAUUAAUCAAAUGUCGGAGUUUCGACUUCUUGUAUUUGGAGAGAUAGUUGUAUUGCAUGUAAAAGGGCAUGGUCUCUCUCGAACGGGGGUGCCUCUCCAAGGAUAUGAGCUAAUUUAGCCGCAAUCACAUCCCAAAAUGGUGUGAUAAAAUGGCAAUCCCACCAUAACCUCUUUACCAGCACAUAUCUGAUACCGAGGGAAAUAUUCUGUGCAAUAAUACCGGUGUUCUGUACCAAAAUGAGAAUAAUUUAUAAUUUAGCAAAAACAUUACAUUAUGACUUGAAACUUUAAUUUGCUAUAAUCUCCCUUUUAGUAAGUUUUGUUUUCUAAGCCUAGUGAGUGAGCUUUGCAGAUUGUAAAUAUUAGAUUACAUGAACUGCACGCAGGAUAUUUUUAAUUUGGUACACCUGUUUGUUUAAGUUUUUUGUUUCACUGUUUAGAAAAUAUACCUUUAAAUGCAACUUUCAUGUAUUUUGUUCUGCAUGUUUUCUUUGGAGGUAUAUGAAAAAACAGCUUGUAAAUGCUGCAGACCUGAUGUCUGCACCCGUUGCAAAUCCUGUCCUCUUUUACAGACGAGUCGGUCUCAUUGAGUGCAUGUGCUCAGGGCUCUCUAGGUCCCCAGAUUAACAAAGGAUAUGCCAAGAUCUAUUGCCUCAUACAGUGUCCUUGUUGAUGAAGACCUUGACCAAGAGUAAAUCUGUAUGGCUUUAAAGUGGUUUGUCUUACUUGCGGGGAAAAAGCACCCCUUCCUGCUUCCACUACUGACAAAGGAGAACUGGAAGCUCCUAAGCAGGAGCUUCCAUUACUCCCUCUUAAACUAAGCCUAGUACCACUGGACUUGGCUCUGAUAUAAAACUACAGCAUGCUUAAGUAUUUUUGGUGCUAGGAGAAUCCCUUUAAAAAAUAUUGCUACCUAUUGCAAAUUUGCCAAAUAACACUUUUUUAAAAUAACCAGUCUAGAUGGUUUUACAUGCAUCUGACAUGAAAAAAAGGAAAAGAGACAAUAUAUAUAUUUUACGAAACCGUUUUCUAUGGUGGCAGGGGCAAAACGUAACAUUUGUUGAGAGUUAAUACAAAAAAAUCAAUCCUACGUCACUUACUCAAUGCGGCUAAAGCCCUGAUCCCGCUAUAUUGGAAGAAGACAGAGGCACCCCGAAUGGAGGAAUGGAUUCGUAGGGUGGAGGACAUUCAGGGAGCGGAGGCGAUCCAAGCCUCACUACUUGGUAGGGGGGACAGACAUGCAGAGAUGUGGCAGCCAUGGUUCGCAUUUGUGUCCCUUAGCCGAUAGGGCGGGAUGGAACGGGUGGGGGGGACGCGCGGGGGGGGCAGCUGGCCUAACUGGGCAUGACCAACCCUGCCUACUUUAUUCCACCCUACCUAACCUAUACUUAGGCCCCGGGGCAACUCUUCUUCCUUCUCUACCAACCUACUUCUGAUUUUCACCUGUAACCUUUACAUAUACACGAGCAAAUAGAUAAGACACACUCACGCUAUAGUGAUAAGCCUGUAUCUUGUCUGGGAUCAGUCAGUGCACCGUAGAAAGACUACACUAUAAUUACCUCAUUCACGCCUAUCACGGAUUCCACCAAUGACUUAAGGACAUACGCAAACCCUUAAAGGGUGGGAUAGCUGGGACGGACAGACCCAUGACAGGCCUUGUAAUCACUUGCAACACACACAGGUCCAUAUUUGUAUGUAGUGCAAAGCCUUAGUAGCCACAUGGAGCUCCUUGAAAGUCAACUACACCCGGUAUGGUUAAGACCCCACCAUAGCGUAGCGCCUCUUUAGAUACCUAGCACGGAGUACCAUGGGUUACAGGGUACACGCAAAAAACAUGGCACUCCAAGGGAUGGCCUACAGCUACACACAUUGGUGCCAGGUGGAGAAGGGAAGUACUGUACCACACCAUGUGCUGAUUUUUGUUGUGCACUUGUUUAAAACACCCGGCCUCUAUGAGCCUGGUAUAGAUCUACAUGAUGAACACCUCACCUACUAUGUACGCAACCUUACUGUUUUAUAUGCAACCUGGACCUGCGAGUCCUCACUACUGAAAAUGUUUGUAUUGACAAAACUCAGUUUCUAUACACACAGAAACUUAAUAAAACAGAUUUAAAAAAAAAAAAAAAAAGAGUUAAUAAAGAGUUUAAGGAAGUUAAUCACAACACUAACUUUAUGAAGGUACCAGAAUGCAGUGUUGUCCAAAGAAUGGUCCCAGGUGGAUUCUUGUGUUCAGUGUGAAACAAUUCCCAGAAUAAAACAUGAAGGACUGGGUUGUUUGGAGGUGAGUUUUGUAAUUGGGGAUGGGCAAAAAAAAAAAUGUAAAACUCAAAAACCAUGCAAACAUCAAGUGUCUUAAUCUAAACACAUGGUUUGCGUAUUCUGCACAAUUAAGGCAUGGUGCCUAUUCUUUAAUGGUGGAGAAUAAUAACCUGCACAAUUCUAAAGUCCAGUAAUGCUAAAUGGUUCUCGCAGGCAAUCCAGGUGUCCGUGUCAUUCUUGUGACAUUGAGUUAUGGAGGAUACAUGGCCUCCAAGUGCAUUUGCAAUCAGUUAGUGGGUAAUCUCAGCAAUCAGUAUUUGAGCAUAGCCUGGGAUUCUGCCUGGGGUGCUAAAAGAUGUUCUGAUAUUCUAUAGUUUUAAAGUAUUCAAGUAAUCCAAUGGUUUUUUUUAUGGUUAACUAAAUUUUUCAUUUUCUUAAUCCGCUUCUCAAGGAAUUUAGUAUGCCUAUUUUAAGUCCGUUUUUAUAUUGCAGAAUAAUCUACAAAUGUUCAUGUGAAACUGUCUUCAAUAAGAAAAGGUUGCUGCACCAGCAUUUCUACCAAAAUACAAACUCCCUGCUCGUCAGUGUGUUUAAAUGUCCUGAGUGCCAGCUGGCUUACAUGCAGAAACAGCUACUAGUACAGCAUCUCAAGGUGAGGAUGAUAAAUGUCUCGCUAUGCAGUAAAACAACUCCCUCAGUGAGAUGAAAACAUUCACACAAAACCGAAAAUUUAACUAGAUCCGCAGUAUAAAUAGAUCAUAGAAUUGCCUAACUACAAUGUGUAAUUGUAUCAACCUCUCAAAGAUAUCUGAACAUAACCAGAGUUUUGAACAUCUUCUACAGUUGGUGCAUUAACUCAUGACUCACCUCAUCAAACAUGAAUGCAUCUGUAACAAGUUUAUCACAUGACCAUAUGACAGUUCCCAACUGUACCACCUAAAAAGCCAGUCUUUGAGUUAACACUAUGAUUUGACCAUUCUCCAAUGCAGAAUGUACAUGGCCUUCCUAAAGCCUCUGAAGACGCUGCAGCUGCUCAGAAGAAGUCAGAUACUACAGAGAAAACCGAAGACUCCUCGUUACCAGGAAAGUCCGGGGGAAAGGCUGAGGUGUCGUCCUCAUCCAAGAAAGAGACUGGAUCUUCAGAGUCACAGCAGAAUGUGAAGCUGUCAGGCUGGACUUGUGGAGAAUGCUCAGAAUGGAUUCUGGACCGAGAGACCUACAUAUUCCACAUGAAAAAGAGUCAUGGAAAAGUAAGUUUUAUUGUAAUACAUAACUAUUCAGUUGAUAUAUUGGCCAACAGCCAGUCUCUCCUCUGUGAUGGGCCUCUUCUAUCCUUAUACCACCUUCCUAUUUACCCAACUUGUUUUGAUCCAUCCUACCUUGGCUUACAUUUUGUGUCCGUUUUUAUCGUUUUGAUUUUUUUUUUAAAUGUCUUUAUUUCAAUAUACAAUCUUCCUAUUUCCCCAACUGUUUGUUCUGAUCCACCCUACCUCAGCCCACUUUAUGGGUCAGGUAUUAAGUUAUUUUUUUUAAAAUUUUAUUUAUUUGCAAUGGUCUGGGUGUCUAUAGUGUCUUUUUAAAUGACCACUAUAGGCACCCAGACCACUUCAGCUUAAUGAAGUGGUCUGGGUGCCAGGUCCAUCUAGUGUUAACCCUGCAGCUGUAAACAUAGCAGUUUCAAAGAAACUGCUAUGUUUACAUUAAGGUUAAUCCAGCCUCUAGUGGCUUUCUCAAUGACAGCCGCUAGAGGCGCUUCUCACUGUGAUUUUCACAGUGAGAAGACGCCAGCGUCCUAUGGACUCACUAAAUGCGCGCUCGGCUCUUGCUGCGCAUGUGCAUUCAGCAGAUGACAUCAGAAGAGGGAGGAGAGUCCCCAGCGCUGAGGGAGCUCGGCGCUGGAGAAAGGUAAGCCUUUAACCCCUUCCUCCCCUUCCUCCCCUUCAGCCGGGUGGGAGGGGGACCCAGAGGGUGGAGGGGACCCAAAGACCCUAUAGAGCGUUUUCCUGGCACUAUAGUGGUCCUUUAACCUAUAUUUUAUUCUCAAAAUUACUUUUUUUUUUUUUUCUUCUUCUUUGUUUAGAAUGUCUUCUUACUAUGUCUAUAUAUUUUUUUUCCAGUGUAUGAAGAGGUACCCAUGCAGACAGUGUGAACGAUCUUUCAAUUCUACUGCUAGUUUAAGAAGACAUGUCCGCAACAACCAUGACACAAAAACAGAUUACUCAUGCUGGUAAGACACUUAUAGGCCAUGCAUGCCUGAAGGACUUGGAAAAGGGUGUCUUCAGUGUUUUUCUCUACAGACGUUUUCUUUGAAUGAAAUGUUAAUUUCUACCUACACUGGAUUUCAUUUGGGCACAGAACACAUUUUGCAUUCAUAGGCAGUUCAAGCAAGCAUUUAAUCUUCCCUACACAGUAGAAUAAAUAAUAGGGUUGGUAAAAAAAAAAAAAAAAAAAUACCAAGUUCUGGCUCGCUACUGCCAUCUAAAGCAGUCAACAAUACAUGUUAAAUACUUAAUGUUUCUAUGGUGGCCAUCCACAGAGGUGCACAAUUCUUCAACUUAUAGUUACUGUUGUUUGGGUAAAUGGAAAAUAUCAGGCUGCUAGAAACAAAUUAUUUUAAAGUAUUGUAGAAGAUUGUGGCAUAGGUGCCAUGCUGGAAGGACAUCUUUACUAUGAGCUCCAUUUUUCAACUGAAUUUAUUUGGCUAGUAGUUUGCAAUCCAUUUAUUUAUUCUACAAUAUUGGGCUCUGUAUGACAAGAUUGUUACUAAACCAAUAUCCGUGUAUAUUGGCAUUUUGCUAUAUUGGUCCCGAGUGCCAUGCUUGGGUAUAGCAGGCUAGCUCCACAUUAAAAAGUCUAGCUUCUGAGCUUAAUUUCAGCAGUAACCAGAGAAUCUGACAAUCUGCUGUACAGCAUACUUUAUAUUGCAACCUGGAGGUCAGCGUGCCUGGUACUUUCUAUAUUCUUAUUUAGUAUAGGAAUGUUCUUAUUCCUUUAAAUGGUGCAUUAUUCAAACCCCGGCUGUAAUAAGUACUACCUAAGUAAAAAUAGAACACACAAAAAUUGGUGUAGGAUAUAUGUCCUUGGUUCUGAGAUCCUUUAUAUUGUGAAAAUGUCUCAUGUCUGAUUUUUGAAUGGGGCAAUUUUAUCACUCCUAAUAAACUAUCCUACUUCCUAUCAAUUUAUUUCCAAGAAUUGUUUUGCUGCAGACUUGUAGUCCUUGCAAUCUGUGAUUUAUGUUAAUAGUUUGAAUGACUGAGCAUUUUAGUGGGGGAUCGUGUAGCCGCAUGUGAUAUACAUACACCUUACUUGUAGAUAUGACCUUUAACCUAUUUUUGGUUUCAUAACUUUGCUUGAGGUCAGUCAUGACAAGUGUGUCUAUUCGCCUCCACAUCCUGGAACAUCGAUAACCAUAUUGUUUUAAAAUUCUUAAAUUCCAUACUUUACUUCAUAUUAUAAAUUAUAAGGUAUUCCAUUUUUUCCAUAACAGUUUUGUGAAAAUACUGAAGAUUUUGAUUUGCGUAGCUCAUUUGUUUGCAUAGUUAAUCUGUGCAUGUUGAUAAUCAUGUUUGUAAAGGUAUGUGAGGGUGCUAUUUCCACAUGCAUUAACUUCCUUUUUAGGGGUUUGUGUAGUUUUUGUUUCCCUAGUAAAUUGUGUUUCUGCUGUAAACUUUGAGAAGUAUAGAGAUCCUUUUUAUUUGGUUAAAGGAUCGCUGUAGGGUCAGGAACACAAACAUGUAUUCUUCACUCUAUAGUGUUUAACCCACCACUUAGGUGACUUGCCCCCCUUUAAAAGUCUAAAACUCACCUUAUUUCAGGCGCCGCACGGGUCUGUCGGCAGUGACUCUGCCCCCUUUGUGACACCAUCAAAAUGGACAAUUUUUAGCCAAUCCAAUGCUUUCCCAUCGGGACGAUUUUUUUUUUCUCCCAUCGGGACGAUUUUUAGCCAAUCCAAUGCUUUCCUAUCGGCUAAAAUCUGCACAGGGACAGGGCCAAAAGCUGUUUUGGCCAAUCAGGACCUCCUCAUAGAGAUGCAUUGAAUGCAUAUACAUUUGCAGUGUUUUUUUCUUGCUGCUUUCCAUUAGGAGUGCAUGUUUGUCCGAUUUGUUUGGGUUUUUGUGUGGCAUUACCACAACAGAACGGAACACUUUUAUUGCAUACCCAGGAUAUACUUGAAAACGAGAGAAAUAUCAAUGUAUCUUUCCUGGUAAAAUAUUUUCUAAAUAAAAUUGCAUGAACACGCUCAUUUGCUUUCACACUGCAUUCUUCUCAUCCUCUAUCUUAAUGACAUCACAUGUGUUGUGCAUUUACCAUUCUAGACUAUUUUUGACAGAUCUGAAGAUAUACCCAAUCUUUUCUUAAUUUUCUAUCAAUAUGCUUGCUAAUAAUCAGAUUAAAAAAGGAGUGACAUUAUUAGUUUGCAUUUACUCUUAUGGUUAAUUCAUUGGUGGUGAAGGCAGAUGUUCUCCUUACUUGUGUGUUUUGUUUAAUUGAUUCAGGUACCAAAUUAAACUGGGUCUCAAGCUGUAUCUGUCAAAUUGCAUGUGUAUAAUAUAUGCUUAAUUAUUUUAGAAUACAUAGAAUUAUAAAAGUAAUUUUUUUUUUUUUUUUCUCUCUCUGUAUUCCAGCUACUGCACAGAGAAGCCGAAAUUUGCCAAGCCAUCCCUGCUGGCCAAUCAUAUCCUCCUAAUGCAUGGUAUAAAAAACCCAGAACUCAGCCAGGUGACAAAGAGUGCGAAGAUACCUCCAGAUACACCUACGCAAAGUGGAGGAAAAGAGCAGGUAUUACGCUUCACAUUUAUCAUAUUGUGCUUUAAUGAUAUUACACAGAUAUAUAGUUGUUUUAUUCUUUUUCCUUUUUUUUCCCCUCCUUUAGACUAGAGGCACGAAGCGAGCAAAUAAAAAGGCACAGUGGGAGUCGGGUGAGAAGGGGAGUCCCGAUGCAAAGAAACUGAAAACUGUGUAUAAGUGUGCAAAGUGUGGUUUCACUACAGAAACCAGCACAGAAUUCUUAGAGCACAUACCUCAGCAUAAGACUGACAACUCCACUUGCCAGUGUGUGCACUGUGGCUUGUGUUACACCUCCCAGAUAUCACUGAACAGGCACCUCUUCAUUGUGCACAAGGUGAAGGAGGAUGAGGAGGAGAAUGAUCAAAAAGAAGUAAGCUCUGACUCCAAAACCUCACAGCGCUCACGCGGAAAGCAAGAUCAUGGAGUAUCUUGGGAGUGCAACCAGUGCAAUUUAACCUUUGACCUUGAGAGUGCGCAUGAUGCUCACUUACGGACUCAUAAGGACAGCUCCCAUAGCAAUCAAAAAAAGGUUUCCCAGUAGCCUAUACGGUUUGGACUCUGUGUAAAAAUCAACUUUUGGAAGCAAAACAAAUGUGUAAAGACUUAGAAAAAGAGAGAGUUUAACUGAACUAUUUUUACUGAGAAAUUGAAAAGGGUAUUGGUUUAAAUUAAAACUAAACAAAAAAACACAAAUAUCGAUUAAGGUACUGUGUAUGUUUAUAUUGUUUAUAUGGACUGUUAAAUGUUUAUUUCGGAACCAAGUCACAGUCGUCCUUUACAUGGACACACAAGGCCCAAUAUUUAAAAGGGGGGGAUCAGCAGAAAGUAUUUUUUCCAUUUUUUUUUUUAAAGCGAAUGUGAGAUGUCAUUUUGAUUCCUUUUCUUUUAAAUAACAUGUCUCCCGUUUCAACAGUAUUCAUUUCUGUCAUGUCUGGGUUUUUGUGUUUUUUUUUUUUGUUUUUUUCCAGUAGGGCCUGCAAAAUGUGUGUGACCAAAGGGUUAGGAACAGGGGUUUUUAAUGCUUUUAUUUUAAUCCACAGUUUGUUUUUGUUUUUUUGUUUUUUUAUAUCCUAUUUCCUUCUCUCCUAUUGCCUGCCCUUUUAUAUAGCUUGAAUUUAAAUAGGUUCCAUCAAAUUGUAAGGAGAGAAAAAAACGGCGUUUUUUUAAAAACAGUAACAUUUAUUUUUAUUUUUUUAUGUGCAGUAACCUUUCCUGACAUGUGCUGACACUUUCUGCAAAAUGGAAAGCUUGGAAGUAUUGUUCUCCCUGAUGUUAACAGAGAAGCAAGAAUGCCUGACACAUAAUGUCUAACUAUAAAUUUCUAUGGUGUAUUCCUCCAGGUACUGGAAGUAGAAUCAUGCAAAACAAUUUUUAAUUUGAAACCAUUGGAGGUGUCUGGAACAUAUUAUAAUAAAACAAAAUUAGAGCAAGUAAAUGCACACAAAAUAACACACCUUGUUUUAUGAGAACAAAUAGAAACUAAUUACUCUUAGAAUAUCUUAUUGAUCAGGAAUACUAGUUUGCAAGAAAUUGUUUUGAAACAAAUCUGCCUCUUGCCUGGCUAUAUGUCUAACUGCUUGACUGAAAGGCAUGUUGAAUUCUGCCUCUUUAUGAUCACAUGUGUCCAAGUAAAAUUACAGUGAUUAAUUCACAAGUCCUGGGGGUAUAUACAAAUGUUAGUGUAAUGUAUAAGCUUUACAUUGAGAAAACUAACAUCAAAGCUAAAUUGAGCUGGCAAGUCUGUACAUUUUUGCUAGUAGUCAUGAAGGCAAAUGUACAGAUUUAAGGAGCACUUUUGUGUUUGGAAUACAAAGACCUAUUCCUAACACUAUAGGAACCCACUGCCUCCCCCGUGCAAUAUAAAAGGUUAAAGAACUCUUUAAACACUUACCUGAGUCCAGCCCUGAGUGACAUUGUUCUCCUCCUCUGCCAACGUUGCGCAUAAUAAGCCUUCCCCAUAGGAAAGUGUUGACUCAAUUCUUUCCAGUGAGGAUUCUGAAAACAUUGGAAACCCUCAUGCAAAGUGUAGAGACACCCAGCGUCUUUCCCCAGAGUUAAACUCUCUGAAACUGCAGGAAGCACCUCUAGUGGCUGUCUAGUAGACCGCCACUAGAGGCAGUCUUAACCCAACAAUAUAAACAUUGCAUAGCUAACGGGGACAAGGACACUACCCAGACCACUUCAAUGAGACAAAUGGGUCUGGGUGCUUAUAAUGUCCUUCAGUAAAUACUAAUAAUACAAUCUUUAAAGUAUGCUGUUUUUGUUACGGGCGGCCAGUAGGGAUAUCCAAAGCUGUUGUGGGUCUAUAUUUUCUGUAAUGCGAAGGCUGGUUUAGUAAUUGGAGUGUUUUUUUGUUUUUGUUUUUCCCACCCAUGUUGAUAUUAAGAUUUCAGGUAGUCUACACAUUACUGCAGUACACAGUCGGGAUUCCAAUACCCCUCAGUCAUUCUAAUGUUUAAGCGGCAGAUUAUAAUAAAGUAGAAAUAUCCAGCAUUUGUACUGUAUAGCUAGCAGAAUGCACCCAAUCUCUACUUUGUCCAAUCAAAUGGCUCUGUACAUUGUUGGUUACAGAAAACACUCUGAGUCUUAUUGUGGUUGAAAUACAAGCCCCUGCUUAUAUCAGCUGCCUUGGUAGUCAAAUUCACAUCAAAUUAUUACAUUGGUCUUCCAGGAAGUCCAACACCAUAAGAUCAGUGUGAUAACGAUGUGAAAUCCCAUUAUGGUCUGGUUUUUUGGGGGGCGGGGGGAGGUUUGAAUCUAUCUUUUAACAUACAUAGUACCUGUUGCAGAUGUUGACGAUACUGCAGUGUAAGUAGACUACAAAUAUUUGGUUGUUUUCUGUUGAUGAGAGGUUGUCUUUCUACCUGUGCAAUUUGAAAUGCUGGUUUGGACAAAUCAGGGAUCCCUCCUUCCUUUACAUCUAAUGACACUGAAAACAAGACAUGUGGGCUGUCUAAAGGCAAAUGUUUAAGGAUAUUUUCCAUAACACAAGUGACAUUUGCCAAUUACCUCUACUACUCAUGGUGUCAAACUGUCACGUAAUUUGCAGGUACAGUUUGGUAUUAAACUAAUUUUGGCCCUCUACACCACUAUUACGCUGAAUUGUUUUACUAGCACGGUCAGAUCUUUUGCAUGUAAAAAUAUAUCCUCUCAAAAGAAAAUAUCUUCAUAACUAGUGGCAAUCACGGUUGGUAUUGGACCAUCCUACGUUAAGAUAGAUGUUGCUUAGCUCAUUUAUCAUUAGCAGGGUUAUAUAGAAUUGAUUGUAAAUUUGAACAUUUUUCUUUAACAGGAUUAUAAAAUUGUUCUAGUUUCUAUGAGAUCAUAAAACAAGAGUGAAGCAUUUUAUUCUCUUGCUUUUAGAAUCUUGUUACGAACAGUUGGACUAUGAUUCCUUGAAAAUGUCUGAGAGAGGCAGUCAGCCAAGAGUAAAUGCUAACUUUUGUAUUCAUAUUGUGAUUUUGCAACACAUGAUAUUUGAGAACCAGAAUCAAUUCUAUGCCUUAAUUUUUGGUUUUACAACAAGCACUUAUUUUGAUAUAUAUGUUAUUUUUUUAAAUCAUUUCAUAACCCUGCUUUCUGUUUAGCUGAAGAAAGAGAUGGUCUCAGACAUGCAAUUUAAACAAAAUGAACUAAACCAUAACAGAAAUUGAAAUCAAACAGGAAAAGUUUGGCCUGACUAGAAGAACACUAAAGUGACUUAGAUUCUAAGCAAUGUCAUUUUACUCUAGAUUUUGAAUUCAAUUGUCAAAAUACCACAAUUACUGUUUUAAAGGGACACUAGAGUCCCCAUAAUAACAACUAUAGCUUAUUGUAUUUGUUCUGGUGAGUAUACUCAUUCCCUUCAGGCUUUUUGAAGUAAACACUGCCUUUUCAGAGAAAAAGCAGUGUUUACAUUACAGCCUGGGGAUAACUCCACUGGCUACUCCUCAGAUGGCUACUAGAGGUGCUUCCUUCGGCAGUGCCAUUCAGUGCCUCCUCCCAAUUCAUGGGGACACUGAACUUUCGUCAUAGAGAUUCAUUGAUUUAAUGCAUCUCUGAGGAGAUGCUGAUGGGCCAGGGCUGUGUUUGGCUCUGCCCCUAAUCUGCCUUCUUGACAGUCUCAGCCAAUCCUAUUGGAAAGCAUUGUGAUUGGCUCAGAACACUUCUGAUGAUUUCAGCAGAGCAGGCAGAUCAGGGGCAGAAGCAUCAGCUGCAGACUUGAAUACAAGUAAGAUUUUACUAUAUUUAGGGAGGCCUGAGGAGGGGGGGGGGGCGCUAGAUGGUGGUUUUAACACCAUAGGGUCAGGAAUUACAUUUGUGUUCCUGACCCUAUAGUGUUCCUUUAAGUUUAGACAACUUAAAAGGAGAAAAAUAAGUAUUUUGUUUAUAUUGGACAUUCCAGGCACUAACCCAACCAAAAGAUAAGAUUUCCUUUUUAGAAUUUCUAAUAAAUGUGCAUGAGCACUAAAGAUUGUGUCUACGGCUGUUCCCACUUUAUUAUUUUCUCUCUAUUUCUUUUUAUGCCCAAACUUUACACAAAAUGUUGGAGUAUGCAUCAAAUACACUAAAGUUUGUUAAAAAAUUGUUCUCUGCAUUAUUACGGUUUUAUUUCCCAUUUCUGUGCUGUUGAUCAUCAUAUUUGCCACUGUGCAAUAUGGAGACAAAAUCUGAACGUAUAACAUUUGCAUGGUGGUAAAUUAGUCAGUGUAUUUUUCCCCUAUGAUUAUCCCCUCUCCUUUUAUGUUCACAAUAAAGGUUUAAUGAGCAAACAUUUAACUUUUCCAUAAGGAAUCGACUGGGAUUUUGAACAUGUGCAGCUCACUUGCAAUUGACUUUACAUUUGGCAUGAGAACCCCUAUGUAAUUCCCUAUAGGAAGCACUGCACAUGAGUGAAUCAUUCAUUUAUUUUGUACCAUUCUUAUGUUGCAUAUAUUCACCUUUUGAUUCAGCUCUCCUGUAACAACCUACAGAUGAGAUGUAGAAUUACUAUAUGACCAAGUAGUUGAGGGAAGCCACAGCUGUGCCCUUCUCUGUAUUUCUCACAAUGUUUCCUCUGAGAAGUGACAAAGAGUGGGUAUGAGCAGUCACAGAAGACUAUUUUGCAUAUUUUUAGCAAAAGAAACGUAAUUUCAGGAUGCAUUGUUCAUUGACUUACAUUGUAUGAAUUAUUACACUUGGUGCCUGGAGUGUCCUUCUCAUGGUAAAUGGCAUACAUGGGAAUAUGUUUCACAAAACUGGGGUGUAUAUGAUAUAUUAUCAAUUUACAUUUAUAUUUUCUUUAAAUGUAGAUCAUGCGUGUUCUGCAAAAGUUAGUCAUUCGAGAAAACACCAUUAAGUCCAAUAACCUACCCGUUGAACAGAAUCCUAUUUCUGCUUUGAUCUCUUUUAACUAUCUAUAGGGUGGUAGACAAGUAGAACAGACACAAUUACGUUAAUCCCCAUUACCCAAUUGUGUCCGAAGCUGGGAGAAAGUACUCUUUGUGUCAGUGCAUUCACAUCUGUAUUAAUUAUUUAAAAAGAUACACUGGUAUUGUUAUCAUGUGCAUGUUGACCGUGGUUAAGUGCAUCUCCAUUCGGUUGCAAUAACUUGUGGUCAGCAAAUAUGGCCUCUGGUUUUUUAAAGGAAGCAUAACUUUUAGAAAAGUGAUCAGGACUUAAUUGCAAAUAGAAGUUAUCUCAGCAAAAGUACUGUAGAAGGUUGUAAUCUCCAUUGGUUGUCUACUUUAACAUAUUAGACAUGUUAAAUUAGUGGGCCACUCUAAUCUCCAUAAGUAUUACAGGACAUCACAGUGGUCAUGGUGCUUGAAGUCCAUAGACAUUACUUGUCAGAGUAACCAUUUCAGAGGGAUUCAACAAAAGCUAGGGUCGUUCCCAGCACCCAUAUCACAACCCCUGCUGGGUAGCAAUGAUUGAGCACUAGUGAAAGGUUAGCAGACCUUUGUCCCCACCAUAUCCUAGCUAUUCUUGAUCUAAAUUACAGUAAACAAUGUUGUAGAGGGAACUGUCAGUAAGUGCUAGUAAGAUCCUUGGUUUGUUGAGUUUUGUGAUUGUCAAACUUAUGCAAACAUUUUGACAAAUAUAAAUAAAUGGAGGAAGGGAUACCAUAGACUUCAGACACUAUAUAAAAACUACAGUGCGUUGCAGUAGUUAUGGUGUUUAGAGCUGCUCUUUAAUCUCAUGCUUGCAUAAACUCGAUGUAGGCCAAUGUCAGGAGGAGAUUCUCCACUAUUAGGCAAUGUACUUGGGGGAUCUUAAAACCUCAAACUCCUUAGUUACUCUAUAAAGCCAAUACAUGCACUUGAAAAUAAAGCUUUAUAGAAUGAUUAUCUCUAAUGUAGGAACAAUACAUUCUUUAUUUUUAAAUCGCUCUCCCUUAAAAAAAAAAAAAAAAUAUAGGUUUUAGCGAAGCCAUAAAUGUUACAUUUGAUAAAAUCAUACAUUUCAGUAGAAUCCGUUAUAGCAAGGCUAUAGUAAAGACUGCAGAAAGUGAUUGCCUGUUAUUCUAUGAUCUUCGUUGACAAGCUCUAAAGAAAGUGAUUACGGUUUUCAUUAAUACUGUAACGUGCAACAUUGUGACUGGUUAACUAAACAGGAAAUGUUAUGCAACGUUUAGCGGAAACUAUACUUAAUCCAGUAAAAGGAAGUGGCUGUUUCAUCUAAAUGCAUUAAAGUUAUAUUUAUUGUUUAGCCCCAUGAUGUUUUAAUAUGCUUAAAUCUCAUUCUCCAAUUUGGAUAUUUUAUUCCCACCCCACCCCCAAAACGUGUUUGUUUGUUUUUUACUGCCGCAAUUUGCAACAUAUUUCUCUUUCAUAACAUGUUACAUUGUUUUGCAGUUCUUUGCUGCUUUCCUCUCUACCUGUCCCCUUGUUCAGGCACUUAGUAGGGUCACAAUGAAAGUGGUGUUCUGCCUAUUCCCUUGCCUUGUAUAGCCUCCCAAUUUGCAAUUUUAUAAAUUACUCAUUGGAUAUCAUUUUUAUUGUAUUUAAAUGUAGUCAUAUUGACUAUGUAUAUAUACAUACACAUAUAUAAAUAUAUAUAAAUAUACACAUCAACUUUUUCUUAAAGGUGCUUUUCCACUUGCCACGUAUGGUAUGAAUAUGUGUGGGUGUAGACCGUUUUAUCCAUUAAAUUCACAUAUGUCUAAAAAAAUAAAUUAAAACAUAGCAUUUAUACAUAUAUGCUCAACUGGAUCACCUGUUAUUGUUAGAUUCCUACAGCUGAGUUAUCAGUAUUGCAGACAUGGCUAUUUGGGGGACACUGUCUUUGUGACUGGUUGCAAGUAUUUGACAACAUUUUUUUUCUGUGCUUGCAAUAAGGCCUGAAGGCUGGCAAAGUAUAGUGAGAUUUGUAGUUCCUCAGUAGUUCAUACUGCCCAAUAUUUUGUAAUGCGUACCUAGCCCUCUGAUUGUUACACAAGUUAUCCAUCCAAGGCACAUUUGAAUGUUUUAAUUUGGCUAUAGAGGUCUGUAGUCCGACAGCUGUUAAACCCUGAUAUUAGAGAUAUGGUAUAACUGCUGCAGAGCGGCUGGCUGACAUACAGCCUGCCUAAAGUGUUUUUACAACCCAUACAUGCUGCUAAGUGGCACUGCACCUUUACAUUUAACAUGCAUAUAUUAUACCUGCGAUAUGAUCCAUUUAUUUCUGCUGAGCCAAGAUUUUCUCUUUUUGUUUACUUGCUUUAAAUGAUUAUAUAAUUUAAUAAAGAGAGAGAAUUGCUAUUUAUCGUGUCACAUUUAAAAAUUAGAAAAUUAUACUUUCCUUUCCUUGUGUUUUGAUACAAACAGAUCUGACUAUUUCUACCCCUUUUAUAACAAUGUGCAGAGUAGCUUAGAAGAAUGUACAGAGUAGACUGUCCUCGUAGAUUUUAUGUUAUAAGAAAGUCCUCUCGCGUUUGUUUAAUCCAGAGGAUUGUAUGUAUGUUUACUUCCAAAUAUUUGAAAUAAAUGUUUUAAACAGGCCUACUGAGUGACAGUCUAUUGUCUGUUUGUAAAUGAAGUUGCAGGCAUGAGCGGGGGUACUAGAGGCUUGUGUUGACCUAUUUUAAAGGGACACUGUAGUCACCAGAACAACUACAGCUUAAUGUGGUGGUUCUGGUGCCUAUAGCAUGUCCCUGCUGUCUUUUCAAUGAAAAUGCUGUCUUUUCAGAGAGAAGGCAAUUUUUUACAUUGCUGCCUAGAAACACAUAUAGUGGCAGUCACUCAGACAGCCACUAGAGGUGCUUUCUGGGUCAGUGCUGCGAUGUUCUG
Molecule: messenger RNA, 48035 nt
Organism: Pelobates cultripes (western spadefoot toad)
Lineage: Eukaryota; Metazoa; Chordata; Amphibia; Anura; Pelobatidae
Source: the annotation of a GenBank genome assembly